Molecule: messenger RNA, 56745 nt
Organism: Spirometra erinaceieuropaei
Lineage: Eukaryota; Metazoa; Platyhelminthes; Cestoda; Diphyllobothriidea; Diphyllobothriidae
Source: the annotation of a GenBank genome assembly
AUGUUUCUUGAAUCAAAUGAAGCCGGUGAUCUUAACUGUCUUAAGACGACGGCCAACUCUAUCCACAAUUGUGAAUCAGAUGAUGAGUGGUUUUGUGGCAGAUUUUGUUCAAAAAUCUUUCAGUGUUACAGUCCAAAUGUAUGUGUUUAUGCUUCGUCUUUAAAACUUAAACAAUAUAUGCAUCGUCUUAUUUUUAGUUUGUUAUAUAUAACGUUAUGUUUAAACGAUGAACGGUAGCACAUAUAUGCGAUUGAGUGCAUAGUCUAGUGGUAAAUUCCGAAAUCGUAUUAUGUACCAGGAUAAAUAUUUGGUACGGUAUAUAAGCAUUUUUACUUUUCGAUGAUAACUUUGAAGAUGUGAGCAUUGCCCAUAUUACGAGAAUGCUCUUUUUAUGCUCGUCUAACCUCACAGGUCAAACCUUCUUCACAAGUCGCAAAUCGAAACUGGAAGGGGCUAAUGUUGGCACUCCUGGUGAUAUCCGCAAUCUCGGCCCUUAUUAUCCUUGCCUGCUUCCUAACAUAUGACUGUACGUUUAUUACUAUAAAUAUUGCCUUUGUAUUAUGCCAUAUGUCGGGACAAUUAGAGAUAUAUCGGAGUCUAAAUUUACGUCCUUGAAAAUUAAAAUAAUAUGAGAGUAUUUGAGCUUUUUUAGGCACAAUGUUUCUUUUCUUAUCUCGUAUCCAUGGCUGGGUAGGUUUCAUGCCUUUUCAGUCCUUCGGCUCUUAGGUUUAACGCAGGCAGUUUUUGUAGUCGGCCUUAUAUGCCUCCCCAUAACCUAAACUGAUAUAUGUAUUAUAUUUCUUGUCCUCUUUGGGUUGCUGUUAUAGCGACACUAUAACGCGGACCUACCCUAUCAAGAUAGUGAAAUAAUUAAAGCUAGAAGAUAUGCAUAACUAAGAUCCCAAACCAAAAGUGAUUGACGAGGCACAGGUUGAGGACUUCAAAAACGCGUACAUCCGGUGUACGAAUUAAAACCUUUGUGUUGCUGGUGUGGUUUCGUAACAAUUCACGUGAUUGUAUGGGUGCUUGGACGUUACCGUUACUCUAUGUUUUGCCUUUUGCACGUCUGGCAGAAGUACCGUCAAUUAUUCGGGUAUAAUAACAUGUUUGACUGACACAAUAUGAACGAAUCGUUGAUUUAGUGGAACAUAAAAAUAAUUGUUAAGUAGCAUUAUAUUCUAUUAUGCCUUUGUUUUGUGUUUUAUCAAUAAGGCUAACGUGCCAUUUAAAAAUUUAUUAAAAAUGCUUUGUCAGAAGUCGAGGAUUGCGAAUUAAUAUAACUUUCUCCCUGUUUAUUUCAGAUAAAGUCGUCAAGAACUAUGGAAUUCCACUAACGCUGGACGAUGUAGCUGUUCUAAACGGUCUCCUUAACCGUCCAAAUGCUAUUUUUACAAAAGGUAAGCAUAGUUACAUUUGCCUUGCACGCUUUUUGGUAUAAUACACGUAACCGCUUUGUUAGUUGAGGUUUAGUGCUUGACAUGCCUGCUUUACAUUCAUUUCAGGGAAAUAUUGUUUCAAGUUAAAUUAACAAGUCAACAUUAGUCUGGCUCUAUUAAGAACAAUGACUGAUGUUUCUGGGUUAACAGUCAUUUAUUCCCGAUAGAAGUUAGCUUCUUUCUGAAGGUGCUUAAUUUAGAGGCAUCAUAAAGCAUGCUAGUGGUUAAUUUCAAUGCCGUCAAAUAGAUUUGUCAUGCUGCCAUUCAUGAAUAUGUUCAUUUAAUUGACAGGAAAAGUCAGGUUUUUCAACCUUGCCUUUUAUUGACCUUGCCAAAGAACUUUUAUUUUGUUCGAAUUUUAUAUGGCUGCAACGCUUUAACUUUGGUUGUUUUUCAUCAAUAGACUCAUAAGAUGUCAUUGGCAAUGUCUUAAUGGCUUUUAUGAUAACGUCUUUAGGACUUUUUAGUAAACGUCUCAGAGGUUCAUAAAAUAGGUUUGACUGACUUCGAAAAAACAGUAUGUUCAAAAAGAACAUUUUAAAAAUGGAAAGUCAGAAUACCACUCAAAUAUGCAUAAAAACUAAGGUCAAAAGUGAAUCCCGAAUGGUCCUUAGGCCUUAACACCUAACGUUACAGAGUAAUUGUUCUUUAACGAUUUUACCAGUCUUUUACAUAAACUCUGAUUCAGAGGCGUAAUUAUGCAGUUAUUUCAUAAGAAAACCCAGCAAAAGUAAACGCCUACCCUCAAAAAUUUCUUUUUGAUGACACCUGCUAUGCAUAAAGUAUGAAAUAAGACAUCAGAAUAGAUGUUUUUUAAAGCAUUGCUUAGGCCUUUUUGUCAUUUUUGUUAUGCACAACUAAAUUCAGCACUCAUUAUUGUAAAAAGUUACCUGGCACUCUAUGCCUUCAAUGGCUCUUUUUGCGAUUAUGUCUCUAUUUCAGACCACCUCGUGUACAUGGCAGAAAACUUUUCCAUAAUUGCCAUCGACAUUAAAACAAAUCAAAGCAUAAUUCUACUGACAAAUGACCAGUUGCGGGAGGCAAGUCAAAAGGAAUUUUUGCUUGUACCAAUCUCUUUCCGGGCCUGCUUUUGCUUUUUCUGCUUUUUUAAUCACUUGACUCUCUAUUAUAAAAGACGAUUGCAGCACCAACCUCAACUGGGACAAAGAUAGCUCUAAGUACUUGCUGUUGUUUUUGUCUGGCAGUAAAUCAUAUCUAUGCAUGAACGUGAAUAGGCCCAUCUGUCGGACGUUAAAAGACAAUUUACAGGUACAUUUUUUAAUAAGAACCAGCACAUGUGGACCCCAGUUGUGAGGCUGUUACGCAACUUUACUUUUACGUCUGAACAGGUAGACAGCACAGGCCUCAAGCAGCGUUUGAGUUUUGGGUAUCGCUGGCUAAAAAGCACUGGACGGUUCAAUAGUUUUGCUUAGAAGUCGGCCAUCAGUUUGAGUUUUCUGCGGUGGCAACCUACUCAGCAGGUUUCAGUUUGAGCCUAGAUAAGGUUUUGAGUGCAUUGAUACAUUGCGACACUUCCUGCGGAUACCACUGACAAGGUGACUCAUUUCCUUUGCCAGUGCGCUACUACGGGUCUUGGUCGCGCCGCAGUCGGCUGAAGAACCUUUACCUAGCCUCCAAGUUCAUUAAUUAUUAGAGUUUUGCGUAUUUCCGUUGUGUGUUAUCUCUUUGUGCUGCCGUAUUUUAAGUGUUCUAGAGAUUCGCCUUGGAAUAAACACAUUUUGAUAACCUGCGUCUUGGCGGGAGGAGAGCUACUGACUUACAGACACAUAUUUUUGUUCGCGAUUGUCACGUUAUCAGCAAAGGUGGCGUCCAUUUAUCCACCUCCCCACAUUAUCGUUACUGCGGAGUGGAGGCGCCAAUGGUGGGGUUCACGGGUCCAGGAUAGCUCCUUUACUACGAACCAACACCUCUGUUCUCCAGGUCCCAUGAAGGAUGAUAUGGUUUUUUCUUUUGAAGAACCAGGCUUUGUUCUAGUGACUGUAACAGGAAUUUGCGCUUUUUCGAGGCAUUCUCCAUAAGACAGCAUUAUAGACUUUUGAAAAGCCGAAUGGCAAAAUAACUGCGCAAUGCGUCGCUUUUCUUUCGGAUAGACUGUGACGGUCCAAACAUUUGACAUUUGUCGAUUUUCUCCUACCUGGACAAGCACUUGAAUUCCACUUAGACGGCAAGCAAUUAGUGAGGGUCGUUCCCAUUAUCGCAACCAUCACGGAGGUAGAAUUAGGGAACUGUAACUUGAUUAAUUAUUAGUGUCAUAUUCAGAUUUCGUUAUCAAACCAAAUCCAGUCUCUCCAAGAUCUUGUGUUAUACUCAAAUGACAUAAGAAGAGCGUACUUAUGUAUCCCACGACGUAACCUAUUAAGCUGAGGAUUUAAGGAGGGCGGAGGUGUACUACGUCAUUUCCGGACAUUUGUUGAAAUCUAUCGCCACACCAGCGGCCGUCAUCAGUGAGGGUCUUCAUACAAAUUUUAGGUUCUUCCCCAUUCUUUCAAAUAUUUAGCUUGGUCCAUAGGUGUUCCUCAACGACUUGUUCUUCAGAUCGGUCAGCACAUUGAUCUAAGUCUGUGUUAUUUUUUGAAUCAUCGUAGCAGGCGCUUUCACUCUCCAUGACUACCUUAGUUGUUUCAGGCGAUGCUCCUCCCCCACAUCACGCUCGCUAAUCCGCCCUAAGCUUUACAUACUUUCCACCGCCAAACGUUGACUUUUGUCUACUCCACUAGAACUUUUCAACUAGCCUCUGAGUCUUCGAAAUUAACUGAGGUUCGUCUAUGUCCUCUCGUUGCAAUAUUGUCAUUUCAUAUGGCCGAAGUGACCUGCGUGAAUCAAAUGCGGCACUCUCUGGUGCUUAAGUUCUCGGGCUAUGUUCUGAAUCUGCUGAGUCCCUCAGACCGAUUUCCCUUUUCCCGUACGAACGACGGCAACUCAGAAGUCUGUCUGUGCUUAAGCCUCUCAAGAUGUGUAGUCCACCGGGAUACAACAGCUCUCUGACUUCAGGUGGUUCGAAAUAAUUCAAAAAGUGACAUAUAGAGAUUCCCCUUGAUCUCAUCAUUCUACACGCGUGACCAAUUUCUUAUUCAAGUCAAGAAACACCUCCAUUAGCUCUUGACAGGGUUGGUUAGAGUUGACCCACUUAACUUGACGAUUGUUACAUGCGCUGAGGUCAACCAAGACCUUUUCAUUCCCAUAAAUCGCUAAGAAAAAUGGUUCUUUAUUGAAAACAAGUAUUUAGAAGGAAGACAGUGCUGGUAGAAGGUAGAUGUUCGUGAUAUUGUUGAUGUUGAUAGUGGCGGGGAUUUUUCUGUUUUUGAAAAGCAUACCGAUUUACGGCACUAAAAGGUCAGGUUCUGCUGGUCGGCGAUUAAGUGGUAAAUGUGAUCUUUGUCUACCAGUAUUUGAUGGCCCCACCUCCUAUUUUAAACUGUUCUUGACAGUCCCGUGUGUCCGUCUUAUAAUUGCUGAAGACCUCAAGCGCCUCGAUUCUCCUUAGGAAGCCGACGUCUCACUGAGCCAACCAGAGGCCCAGAUCACGGCACUGUUUUUAAGUAGUAAACGACAAGACUGUGCGAUUCAUUCUGUUAUUGGAUUUCGCCUGAACCUCUUUCGCGAGUGGCGCCAAGGCAGGCCCUUGGGAGCCGUUAUGAGUAGUCUUUCAGUGCGGGGAUUGAUGGAACACUGUGUUAGGGUGAGAAGAGCGUUUACGCAUCCGGUCGCUGGACGUGUUCGUUUUGUGCUGCUAGCUAAUGAGAUAUCUCGGUCCUUCUCAUAAUUGAGAGCCAGACUUAGUGGCUCCUUCUGAAUGCGGCCUGUAUGAUUCGGGCGGGAUCCGACCCUCCCACUUUCAUGAGAAAUUGGUGCAUUAUGCGCGAUCCAGGUCGGGUGAGAGCCGCGUAGACGAGUUAUUUAUCUUCGCCACUGCGCCUAAGUCACCGACCGACUGUCCUGACCGUCUUUCCGCCGGAUCCAGUUAAGUGAGGGAGAUAGUGAGGUAGGUGGAGUGCAAGUCUGCUAUCGGGAUCUACUAGUCCACGCGCAAGCCACCGCUCUGCAUCUAUCAUGCUCUGGAACACGCAAUCGGAAAUUAUCGUUUUUGUUGGAACUGAGCUGAUUUUCUGACGUCUUGGAUUCGAAUGUGGACGUCUCCAAUCGCUCCUCCGGCAAGUCACCAGCAAGAGGCUUUUGCGGCCCUGUGAUAAAGAAAGACCUUGAUCGGAAUAACUACUAUUCACUUCGGAUUUCACGGUCUUUCUGUACCAGCAGUGCGCAGUCAGCGUCGUUGGCAUACCCAGAACUGGAACCAACUCCCUCGUGCCUAGUCAACAUUCGAAGAAGGGACUCUCAUCCAUUUAGAAGAUGAACAUCCUCAUUUCGAUGACCCAUUGCAGCCGAUGACUGAGCCCAUGCUCUAUCUCUUGUUAUUCUUGUUACAUUAAACUGAGGAGGUUCAGACGAAGCGUCAAACGCUAAGUGGAUUGACAAGGCAAGUAUAAGAAACAAUUCCCGUGACGUACAGGAAGAAUUACACUUCCUAAUUCCUCGGCACUUUACUCCAAGUUGCUUUGCACGACCUCUAUCCUGAUUUGCAAACAUCGGGCUAUUCUCUGAGCGCAAGUCCUGCUGGAUGAACAUAACAAGUCUCCUUACUGCGUGUGGAUGCGAAAUGUGGACAGACUACACGGAUCCCAGUUUUACCUCUUCCUAGUCACGUUUGUAAGGCCUAAACCUUAUUACUAGUAGACUUUAGGUGCCUGAAUUUCCUGUGGGUCUUCCAUUUGCCAUUUUCAUACCUGAACCGUCUCAAAGCUUUCAUAAAGUUUCAUCAGCUCUUUUGCCUCUACAUUACACAGAAACCAAACUGCACCGGCAUAUUCUCCGUUUCUGAUGACAUGUCAGCGAUCCUACUGCGAUACACAUACAUUCCCGUGAGUUGCGUUCUUAUUUUAAGUCAAUCUUUAUGCCUCGUACGUCCUCUUUCGCCCUACAAUUUGUAUGAUUUGGCUUGCGUAGGAUGUAACAUAUCUCAGAAAAUGCUUAAAUUUUACCUCCAAACCCCAGUACUGCAGUGCCCUCUGUUGAUGCAUGAAAUAUUUUUGUGAUCCCUUUAUCACCAGUAUUACGGUCACAACGUGUGUCCUUUUGUCAAAAGGUUCUUAAAAAGUUCUCAAAGAUUUUUAACUGUCUAUUGACUGCCAGUUCUAGUGUUGAUCAAAUUUUACUAAACUUAGCGCUUGCAUCUCCUAGUUCGGUCUCGAUGCAACGCGAUAUCUGCGAAAAUCAUCGAAGGUCUCGCCUUUUGUAGCCCUUACAUUUGACAGAAACUAUUUAAUGACGGUGGGCUUGAUUCAACAAUUGUCAUCAUCGGCGCAGAAUCCACAAGCGAAUGAUUUGUACUCGUAUACAACUGCCUCACAAGAACCCCAACAGGGCGCUCCAUCAGGGAGCCGAAUCUUGCCCAGUAACACCAGGCAAAAGUAUGCAGUUGGUGAAACACUCGUCUUGACUUUUUGCUAAUGUCCUCCGUUGACAAUAUGAGCAAAUAAAUAGGUAUUCUGGCAGAUUGUGAGUAAUUUGUUUUUGACGCAACCGUGAAAACCUCGGCGACCUCGGUCGCACUCGAACCCACCAAAACAAGAGUCACAGGUAAAUUAUCCAGAAUCGGCUAAAACACCUUUUUUAUAUAAGCCUGGUAGGCAUCUGGUGGAUUCUACUUUUAUCGAUCAGUAAAUCCUGCUUGGCAGUCAGCAUACUGUAUCAGAUUUGGUGAAUUUCGGACGUUACACUAGGAUGGGUGGGUAACUUGACCCAAAUGUGAUCAAACUAGCGGCUUCCUGUGGGGCCUCGUAGCUCAGGUAGCUAGAAUGCUGGCUGUACUCAAGCCUUCCCCUUUCCUGCGCGAGGUUCGAAUCAUAUCGUGGUCAACGAGUUUUCACAGUUGGGUUCAAAAUGAACUAAAAUAUAGCCAAGGUCGCCUUGGUGUUCUCUUAGGCUUGAUCGAGUGGUGAUGUCAUUUUUUUCACAAUUAACGGCCCAUAGAAUCUGGUUAAAAUUCCGCCAGCUUUGCACAUUUCGAUUCAUUCUUUUGCCCGAAAACAAAAAGAGUCACAACUUUUGGCGCGAACCAAUGUCCUUCACAGAAGGGUUAAGCCAAUAUUAAGUAAUAACAAUGGUGGGCACAUAACUUGCCCACAAUCAUAAGCCCACGCAGUGGGCCAUUUUUCCUUCGCAUCUGGACCGCGAACAGGACAAGAUAUAAGUUCUGUAUUUAGUUUGCAUUGGUUGUCGUCACCGAUCAUCCGGUCGAAUCGCGACCCUUUCUGACCUUUACGAAUAACAAGAGGGGGGCGACUGGUAGAUCUGGAGUGAAGCACAAUUUCGGCGUUUUACUUCCUACAGAUGUCGGACGACGCCUGAAAAGAUCGAAAACAGUCCUGUGCUGUCAGAAGAAAUGGGGUGAACGAAGUAGGUACUAUACAUCUCGGGCAAAAAGGACAAUACGGCGUAAAGGGACAGUCCGAUCGUCGAUUCGGACGAUGUCCAUCGUGUGUCUCACAGCACGUUAGAUGCAGGAACGAUGAGUUGAUAGCAGGCUUGCGCUGCAUCUAUCGCACUCUCUCCUCCCCAUCCACCUGUAGCCGGUGUCACGACAGAGUCAAGAAGACUGGAGGCGGGAUCAGGUCCCCUUGGCUGGCUUAGCGUGUAGCCACACUCCGGGCAGCAGAGAUCUAAGUUGAGUGGGGUUCCUCUAAAGCCCAUAUUAAGGAGGAGCCAUUGCGGCCUACGGUAGGUGGGCUAACUCAUGAAAUGUCAACCGAAAUUCCGAAAUGCGUUUUCGUUUCGAAAAGAUUAAUUAAGUAGGGUUGUGAAACUAGUCAACCUGCAACAUGAUUCUAAAGUAAUUUAGUUAUCGCAGGAUGUCUGUUUUCGAACGAACUUCCAUUCGAAUGUAUGCAAAAACGACACUCGUUAAAAAUGACUACAUAAGUGGCAUGAUUUUUUUUCAUUGAUUAUCGAUGACCGUAAAUGCCCAAUUAUAUUUCACGGAAAGCAUGCAUAAAAAUAUUCAUCCUUUCACCUACUCGGUAGAACAUUACGUCUCUUCCAAACUUAUACUCGAAGGAAGGAUAAUAUUAACUUUUCAAAACGUUUCCGAUUCUGGAACAAUUUAGAACCCGCUCUGCCCUUACAAUUUGAUUCAGUGUUUCCAAACUACAAACCGUAUAUUUUACGCGCAUGGAAAACCACACGUUUCUCUACGGUAUUAGAAUGAGACCAUAUAGGUUUCCUAAAAUUUAGCAAUGGAUUUGAUCCGCUUUGUUAACUUUACAAACCACUUUGGUAAAUGCGGAGACAUGACGUUUAAAAAACGGCCUUUUCACGGUGUUAAUAAGUAUCACAAUAAGAAACUUUUUAAAAACAUAAUAAUGCUCCUCCUUUGAGUAUAAGUUUGGAAGGAGACGUAAUUUCUUACCGAAUGAGCUAAAGAAUGAAUACUUUUAUGCAUGUUUUCCAUGAACUAUAAUUGGGCAUUUACGGUCAUCGAUAAUCAAUGAAAAAAGUCAUGCUACAUAAGUAGUCAUUUUUUACAGAGUUUCGUUUUUGCAUACAGUCGAAUGGAAGUUCGUUCGGAAGUCGGCAUCCUGAGGUAACUGAAUUACCAUAGAAUCAUGCUGCUGGCUGAUUAGUUUUACAAUCAUAACUAAUCUUCUCGAAGCGAAAACGCAUUUCGGAAUUUUUGUUGACAUCUCCUGAGUUAGCCUACCUACUGUAAGUCACUGCCAUGAGAUGAGAACAGAGUAAUCUCAUCAGUUGGCAGCCUUUCGCGCCACUGCUUUUAGCGCAUUACGAUGAAUUCAAGUCCGUCAAACUGUCUUUAGUGACGAAUAUGCGCUGAGGCAUUUGACCGCAAUCUCUCUCCUCUCUCUCUCUCACUCUCCCAGACACCACUCUGAGUUCGGGGCCGGUCAGUUGUCGGAUACGGGGAUUGGACGCAGUGGCUGACAGAACUGGAGAACUCGUCUGAGGGUGCCACACACAAAGAUUUAACAUAAAGGCGGCGUGUACGGUGGUAGGCCCACCAUCAGACGCUUCGUUCGUACGAUCUGUUCAAGCGUUCAGGUAGAAGGGGAGUAAGGACGUCGAUUUGAAUAAGUUACAAGCUUAAUACUAUCGGCUUUAGAUAGUAAUUUCGGCAUUUCCACGUGAAUCGGUCCAUUUUUAACAUGACUAAAUAAACAAUGACAACCGUCCGUUUCGUCAUGAGUGGCUUAAUAUAAUAUCGUUUAAUAAGACUGACGAUCAAAUUAUGGUCGUCUCAUAACUACAAAAGCACUAAGGCUGAGUUAUCACUGUGUGAACUGGUAGGGAUAUAUGACCUACAUUUUGCUUCGGAAUCUUCCUUAGAUGGCCAUUCAUGUUCUUAAAUAAACAUUAAAAGUCUGUUUUACUUACCGAGUAGCGUUCUUCAGCUGAUUGCACAAGUGGUAAUUUCGAUUACUUUCAGAGGUUACCGUUCGGUGUUAGAUGGUGACUUAUAAAGAGUUAGGUUUCGUCGCUCUUAUUCCUUGCUUCUUCCCAGGUAUCGUACAGCAGAUGUAAUCUUAAGUUCUGAAAUGGGUUUUUGACUCGAAAAGAUAACUCAAAAGGGGUGGUAUACUUAUUACCAUGAAGUACAAUCUUGAAACAUACCAUUCACAUCAGAAUGCCGGCUUUUGAACGAGCCUCUUUUUCGUCGUCUGCAAAGCUAAACUCUGUAAAAAGGUCUACUUGGUUGAGGCCGGUUUUUUUCGAUGCCCUCAUAAAUUUAAACAUAUUUUGUGGAAGACAUACACCACACGUAUUCGUCGUUUUCUUUAAUCCGGGACACAUUACGUCGUUUUUAAAUUUGAUGCGUGAAGAACAAGCGACUGUUGGCUUUUAAGUUCCUAAUUAUGAGAUAUGUUUAGCCCACGAAAAGCGCACAUAUAGGACAUUGUACCUGCAAAUUUAUUAAUAUCGCUUGUAAAGCAAAAAGUAUGGUUUAACUUAACUUUAGAUGUUUAUAAACGCCAUAUGGUAUUCACCUGUUUCUGAAAGUAAUGUAUGAUUUUACUUACACUGGAAGUAUGCAGCUUGCAGUUUGGAAACCUUGAAUGGAAGUGUAAAGACAGGCGAAGUUCAAAAUUAUUUGGGAAUUGUAAAAGUCUUUUAAACACGAAUAUUAAUAUUUUUUAAGUAUCUGCUUUAGAGGAGACCUAAUUUUCUACCACAUGAGUACUAGAACAAAUAAUUUGGUGCAUAUCUUCUGUAACAUAUGAUUGAAUUAACGAAGUCACCGAAAAACAGAAACAGAAUUCAUUUUCGCGGAGUGUAGUUUUUACAGACAACAGAAAUGCAGCUCAUUUAAAGGUCAGCAUCCUAGCAUCAUAGUAAAUAAUACUAAAACUGUACUUAGGUAAUCUUUUCGAGUCGAAACGCAUUUCAGAGUUUCGAUUAGCAUUUCGUGAGAUGGCACAUUUAUGAUUAAGUUGUUACAACAAGAUAGGUUCACCAUUUCACUGGGUAACAAAGGGCAACAGUAAUGCAGACAGUAUCUGAAUAUAUGAUUAAAAAUCCAGUUUACCCAGUAAAAACGUCAAGUCCAACAUCGUGACACCUUGGCACAACCAUCUGCUGCAGGUACCGUACUCGUUGCACAAUCCAUGUCAGUAGUAUUUUGAAGACCACCGACUGUUGAAAUUAACGCUCACUUUAUCGAAUUCAUCCAAGAGAUAGGAUCUCUAUUCAGACUCAUUAGUUGCUUCUUGAUAUACUUCUUUAACGACAGUAUUCGCCGAAGCUUUCUACCAGCAAAUAGCAAUGCGCUCUUAUGACUGCAAAUUACAGGACAUAAAUCACAAAUAAAUUUCACUGCAAAAACCGGAUUAACCAGCGCACUGCUGUCGAAAUGCCUGCUAAAACCAGUGUCGAAGUCAAGAAGUCUAAAUCUUUUCGAUGUUUAGCCAAUAUACACUGCUUCGCCUGGCAAAGAAUGAAGCUACACGUCCUCUGGAGCCAAAUUAUGCAGUGUGCGUGUGUGGUCAUUAAGUGGGCUAUUUAUAUACACUUUAGACAUGUGAGAUUUGCUGCCCAUUCAGCGGUAUAUGGAUUGCGCCUAGCAGGUUUCUGCCAGGAACCACACGAAAAUUUCAUUGACAUCCGUCGCCCAUACUUAUGAAUUUUAUAUCAGACGCAUAUCCCACAAAGUGGCACAAAUUUGAAGGACUACUUCAUUCCGACAAGAUAAGUGGAUGGACGUGUCAGCCAUCAGUGACUCCUUAAACCAAAUAUGUUUCAGUACACUAAGCUUAUUGAAAUUCACAAGAUUUUGCUUUUAGGGCGCUUCUGGGAACAUGGUUAUUCUGUCGCUUUGUGCUGUUCCACAGUUUAUUAAUUGACGAAAUCACCUCCAUAAUUCUCAAUAUAUAAGCACUCCUUCUAAUGCUCAGUCAUCCUUCUCAUGUCCCAUUGAUUUCUAACCGAGAACGAUAACUUUCCUUUUAUUCCGGCAGACGACAGGAGUAGGUAGGAUUAGAAUUCUGCAGCGAAUAGGGACUAAAAAGUUUGUGAGGAAUUUGAAUGUGACGGACCGCUUAGCGGGGCUUGUGGUUGUUCUUGUCUUAUACCAAUACGCUCUUUCGGCAGUUCAAGAUUAAGAUUACAUUUCGACGUCCUCUGCCGGCCAAUCAUCGAUCGAUGAUGUAAGAUUAAAGGUAACUGUGCUGGGCUCUGUACGCCAGAGCCAGACCGAUAAAUCGAUUAACUGAGUUCUCGCCCGAAUCCCAGGUUUCAAUCAACUUUCAGCUUGUUUUGUUUCCAGCGUGGGCGAUUACCUCAGUGGCUGCGAAAUUGAGUUCAUGACCCCCUUCGUAGGCGUAGACAGCCACUUCCGAUUAUUCGCCGUUCCGUCGCAUAGCCAGAUUAUGUUCACGUAUGCGCAAUCCGAGCAUUCGUCCCGUCUGACCUGUGUAGUUACAAGGACAGUUUUGGAACGGGAUGCAAUACACAACCCCGGAUUGCUCCUCGGGACUUAAGCGGGCAUGAAGUGUUAAAUUUCGAGAGGACUCUUAAUCUAGUCGUACACACUUUCAAGUACGGUGCUCUACCAGUCUUCUUUACUCAUACAUAUACCCGGAACUCCAACUUUCACCUCCAUUCGCCUGUCUGGGUGUCCUACUCUGCGCCUCAGUCCGGGAUGUGUGGUGUUCCCAUUGGAAAGCUAAUUUCUUUGGGGGAUUGACAAUUAAAUCAAUAGCCUUGCGGCACGAGGUGGUCGGUUUGUGCUGUCCUCCUCCAGGUCCCAACUCUCAUUCAUGGUCUUCGGAUGCUGUGCCCACUUUAGCGACCACUUCUUUCCAAUGACGACUACGUUGCUGUGAGCAACCUAACUUAUUGAUGCUGGCAGAAAACAGUCGGGUCGGGUCAGACGCAGACAGAGCUACCUGACAGAUCAUCCUCUGUGGCACAACUUCGUGCCACCGCACCAGGUUGGGCGGGGGACAAGAAAGCGUUGCGAUGUUUCUUCACCAUAUUAUGACUGUUGCUUUUUCCUUCUAACACGGCAUUCUACCAAUCGCGGCCUUAAGAGGUGGUGUCACUCGGUGAGCUACCUUGUUACUCUGAGUUGUGAUCCAAGCUCCACUUGUCUCCUCACUUGUGUGAAGAGAUGGUACCUUCUGGCGCCAUAACGUCCACAUUAACGUUGUGUCGUUUGAGGGGCCAGAGAGUGUGGGCUUCUGGCUUAAACGUCUGACUAUUCGCUGCACCCAAGUUCACCUCCGCUCGUCCUCUUAAAACUUGAAGUUUGGGUGCUAUAAAUUAAGGCAGGGGCGGCGAGGUAGCAUGCAGCGCAAGUCUGCCUUACUUUAGUCCAGUCUUUACUUGUGUCAGCACGGCUCGCUGGUGGUCUAGUACGGCUGAUGAAGGAGUAGCACUCCUGUGCGUCGGCAGGCAAAUGUGGAUCGACCGGAUAAGUAGAUGUCAAGGAGGCAUAUAUACGGCACAGUUGAUAAUAGCCUCCCUCAAUGACCAUAAAAUAAAAGACAAAACAAGCUUCUCGCCAUUAAAAGAACAUUUAAAUGGAGCAGGAUACUCGGCAUGGAGCGAAAAUAUUAACCCUCCUAUCCCACGGCUUUUGCGUUAAUUCACAGGGAGAUUAGAGUAAGUAUUCAGGUCAAGGCUGGGUUAGGGUUAGGAUUAAGUUAAGGCUUAGGACCAAAGCUUGGGUAAAGGUUGGGAUUAUGACAUGGACAUAUUCGCCAAUCCUGGAAUUUUGCGCACGGCCACUUGUAUUUCCGACUGGAGGGUUCCUACUCCGUAAAUUACAGCAUAUCCAAAUGAACUUCAUUGGUCACAAUGGAUCACAAAUUCGAAUUCCGGAACGAAAUUAAAAUGCCUACCUGAAUCUCUUCCAAUCUUUGGUAUUCUGUAAACGUAUCUUGAUAUUACAGUCAGUCAGGUUGGUUGCAUAUGCAUAUUCCAAUAACUAGUUGACUUAAUCGUCACAGGCGUUAUUUAAUCAAAGUGGGUCUAAAUUAAAUAAGCUCAUUUUUGUAUAACCGAGUCAAAAAGCAUAUGUGUUUUGGACACUGCCUCUUUAAAAUCGACAGAAAGAGAGAAAUUUGAAAUAUGAGCCCAGACCAGUACAUAUAGGGCUGAGUACAUGUGUUUGAUUAGUACAAAGUCUUGUUUUGCCAGGGCUUUUAGGAAGUUACUUUUACAUCAGACACAGUAUAUUCCCUGUAACCGAGAAAGGCGUUUAUUCAAGACAAACUAUGAAGAUCCGGAAUGUCUCACAUAUUCCGAGAUUCUUCAACCAGUUAGGGGAACUUCACCCUCGAUCCAGAUGAUUCUUGAUGACAAAGAGUCAUCCAUGUGUAUUGUGAGACUAACAUCAGAUGUGUCCUUGUCAUUCAACGACAACGCCCUGCAUGUCCAUGCGGCUAAACGGCCCUCUGAUCGCCCUAUUUGGGGACUCACUUUUCGCUGGCGCGGCUGCGGAUAUUCCAUUGGUCAAUCGUUUGGUAUUCGCCGUUUGUUUCCAGUUGAAUCGAAAUCUGACCAGUCGUGUCCACAGUACUCCAAUCCCCCCACACAACCCGUAUGCCAAGAAGAGAUGUAGAGAGGGCCAUCAGCGAUUACAAAACGAGUAAAUGACACUAAUCAUCGCUAAAUGGCGCAGAAUCCAGCCAGCCCAAACAGUUACGGCAAGACGUAUGAUACGCACAUCGAUGCAGACAUCAUGAGCCAACUGGUUUAUCCGGCCAAAAUAUUUGAACUGGAAUGCUUCCUCAAUAGUUGAAAUAUGUUGCGUUACACAAAAAAGCACAGCCACGGGAUGUUUAGUUACUGUUUUCCUAAACAAAAGAAAAUGCGUCGCUGAAACUGUUUCGGCCGACAAUGAAAAACGAGUUCUAGUAAUGGGUUAUCUAAAAAAUCUGCUGGAAAACAUAGACCAUAUUUAACUUUGAGCUGAUGUUUGAGCGGAGAUGUGAAGAAUUACUUGAUCUUCACUCCUUAGGCACAUUUUGCCGGAAAACAUUCUAUAUUGAGAAAUGAAGGCUAGAAAUGUUAACCUCAGACAUUAGUUACAUGAAUAAGGCAGCCAACAGUUUUUGCACACUGUGCUUCUGAUAACACCUUUUUGAGCGCAUGCAUGCCCUCAGCGCGAUUGUCGCUAACUCCUCGAUUGCGCCCCUUUUUAGCUGUACAGACGAAGUUUUCUAUCCUACUACCAGGCAAUUUUCCUCUCUACGUAAGUGCAAACUUGCUUUUCCUAAUCCGUAAUUUAAACGUAUUCCGGUCAAUACAUCAAAUCAUGCAGUUUUUACUGUGAACUUUGAUAAUAUAUAUAUAUAUAUAUUAAAAGGAGAAGGCUCAUCGGAAAAUGGAGGUAUACUCGUGAAUUUUCAAGUCGGUUACACCAACCCGUCGUCAGACGAAAAUGAAAAGUGUGAGGGAGAUAAUCCUACUGGGGAGUCAGGGGGGCAUCGAGGUUAUAUCGACAAGACAGACGUUUAUGUGUGGGGGUGAAGAACGUGUUUGGAUAGGUGGCGGACGUUAGGGGUGGUGUUGGGGGAUUCACACAUGGUUCACUCCGUGGGGGAGGUGCUGAAUCCAUGAUAUUCUACAUGGCCGAACAUGGAUUUGCAGUUGGUGGCUUAGGGUGGGCGCAAGCCGGCGAACCGUGAACGUAAGCCUUCGUAUUGAGCGUCCAAGUCGACAUGGCGGUUGAUGCUAUUGCUAUUAGAGUGCCAAGUUUCUAGAAACUCUCGCGCUUGUUUGGUGUUGGCACUAGCGAUCACUUCGGUCCCCUCCCAGUUGAAGCGGUGAUCACACUCAAGGGAGUGCGCAAACACGAGAGACAAGGGGUCCCGUCGGCGGAUGGCCAACUUAUGUUCGUUAAUGCGGGUCCCAAGUCGUCGGCCGGUAUGCCCAACAUAAACGCUAGAGCAGUUUGAACAUGGAAUGCGAUAAAUGACAUUUGUUUGCUGCUCCUUCGGUAUGGGGUCUUUUACCCGGGAUAAUGUCGUGCGCAAUGAAGACGCCGCUUUGUGGGCGAUGGAGAUGCCGAAUCGAUUUAAUUGUCAAGCGAUCGCUUCGGAAAUUCUCGGCAUGUAGGGCAGGGAAUAGAAUUUCCGUGAUACUCUGUCUCCGUUAGAGUCGACGUUUUGUGGUUGUUGUUGACGUUCUAGACCAUUUUUCACAAAGCUCGCGGGGUAUCCGUUGAGUCGGAAAAGGCGAUGCAAGUAGGCCAGUUCAUCUUUGAGUAAAUCGGCGCUACUGCAGUAACGAUAGGCCCUGUGGAAAAGGGUCCGAACACAGCUUCUUUUAUGGGCUGCUGGGUGGUUACUCUGAUAGCUCAGGAUGAUCUCAGCGUCAGAGCUUUUCCGAUGAACGCUUGUUGCGAUGCCGCCGUCACUGAGCUUUUGUAUGCUCACGUCUAGGAACGGGAGGGUGCCUCCUUUUGCAUCUUCACGAGUGAAUUGUAGUGCUGGGAAGGCGCCAUUCAAGCUCUGGUGAAAUCGCUCAACUUCACAGGUCUAAACGAUGACAAAUGUGUCAUCUACGUAUCUGAGCCACGUUUUUGGUUGGAAACUUUGCACAACAUCUUGUUCUAGUCGUUGUAAGACUAGUUCUGCAAGUAGCCUCCACACAUAAACGCCUGUCUUGUCGAUGUAACCUCGAUGCCCCCCUGACUCCCCAGUAGGAUUAUCUCCCUCACACUUUUCAUUUUCGUCUGACGACGGGUUGGUGGAACCGACUUGAAAAUUCACGAGUAUACCUCUAUUUUCCGACGAGCCUUCUCCUUUUAUUAUAUAGCCUCGGAAUGCAUACUACCUCCAUUAUUCAUAUAUAUAUAUAUAUUUAGAAAGGUCGAAUUCUUUGGGAAACAGUAAACUUUAUUGUGUAACUUUUCGAGACCGGUUCCCCCAGCUCGUUUUCAGACAACAAGUGUGCAAAAACAAUUAAAUUUUAGACCAAGUCUUGUAAGUUUAUAGUACUGGAGUUUCUACAGUUUACUCCGUAUUAACCAAAGCAACAUUACUCAAGUUAAGGCCGCAAGUUAAGGCGGGCAUUUGAACUUUUUGAGAGAAAUAUGUUCAUUGUAAUCAGUCUGGGAACAUGGGUGAAACACUAAACGCCACCCUGUAGAAGUGUUUCAUUGCAGCUAACAGCGACUGCGCAUCGUAGUCCACUGAAGACUUCCACCACCGACUUGCUUUGUUUAAAACGUCUCGUUACACAUAUACAACCGUCCCCGGCGGUUUGUGUCUGUUGCGACUUAACGACGUCACCUAUAAUUGUCUGUCAUUCUGGUAGGUCGGUGACAGCCUCUGCGGCUGAGACAAAAUGAGAGUUCACGGUCAUCCGUUAAUCUUCUUGGCCUGGUUGCCAGCUUAUACGAUUUUCAUUUCCGGCCGUUCCAUCUGACUCCGUGAAUAAAAGAUAUGCAGACUUUCUGGGAUAAAACACGAACAAAAGAUCAUUAAACUAGCGACAACUGUCGGGAAAAAUUCCUUGAAAUUUAAAUGAAAGGUCUCACAUGCGUGUGGGGGGGCAGUUUUUCUGGAAGCCGGAUUUCCUGUUUCUGGGAGCUGUCAGCCAGCUCAGGAACUUCAUCAGGUGUGUUUAAAUAAUCUAUGGCUGGGUUUUCUUUCAGUAUGUCUCACGGUAGUAGACAAUGCUUUUAAGACUCGCCUCCUAACAAAUGGGCUUAAUCUCUGAUCGACUCUGGCUGUAAUUUAGGAAGCAGUCGCAAACUGUCGCGAGGUUAACUUUUGGACUGACUGGGUCAGUGGUCUGCAAAAUGAAGGGGGCGGGGGGUUAGGACCCUUUCGUAUCUUCUUUACUGGCAUGUCAGGAAGUUGCAUAACUAAUCACAGCUGAUCCGGACGGCAAACAUGCCGAUGGUAACACGUCCUCAGAGGACCUGGCAAUGCAGUAAGUUUUAGACGAUCGUACCCCGAGCCAAAUCCUAUCUAUACAUGUGUGCGAUCGGGAAUUAAAACUGCAGGGAGGUUAGCGGCGUCGAUGAAGAAGCUCGUACCGUGCCAGUGCUUACACAGCCCUUAUAAAACAUGUAACAAGGGCUGCAGUGCUACUUCUGAUGUUUACGACACUUGCACUCUUAGAAGGGCACUUAUCAACUACGUUUCGGCGACGGCAGCCCUUUGAGGUAUGCUGCAAAUUUUCCAUUUUAGCUUGCGACUAAAAGAUCCUAGUUGUAAACGAUGGAUGCAGUCAUCAGUGUCUAGUCUCGGUCGGAAGUAAUAAAUAACCUUUCAAGUUUUCACGUCAAUUUCUGAGGAAAGUAAAAGGACUUGCGAUUGAAAUCCUGAAUACUAACAUGCCAAAAAGCCCUUGGAGAGCCUUGGGUGAAAAACUGGUAAGUUGACCUCCUAGCAGAUAACUGCCGGACACUCGUUACUUAAUACCAAGGACAGAGAUAUGUCCUUAGUUUGACCACAAUGUUGAGAGCGGCCAAGUUAUAUGUUAUACAUAUUUGUUUCCAGUAAUUGUACUGUAUUCAUUAUUGAUGAGAACACGAUCUGAACUUGCUUACUGACCUUUUUAUUGUAUAUACAUAAAACUGAAAAUCCAGAAGAGUUUGUUCUUGAAUGAUACCAAAAUUUUUGAGAGUCAAAAUGCUUCUAGGAGGUAUAUAUAAACAGUCACCAUGUAUCACCUAUUUGCUUUGCAAAAGAGACUGGAAAUUUUUCUCUCAGACUCACUGCAAGACAUUUGUUUGGCCUCAUCCUUAUCCUUAUCUCCCCGUAAUUCAGCGCAAGACAAUCUAUAGUACGGUGGGUGGGUUUAUUUGUAAAGAUAUUUGAGACGCUUACAUCUUUUUCGUAUAGCCUGACUCCCGCGAGAUUAUUAAUGCUGCCUUCAAGAUAAGCACUUAGUUAGAAUACAGUUUAUAUCUAUGGAUAUAUCUAUGGUUAUGUAUAUACCUUUGCCGAGACAUAAAGAAAUAUACUGAGGAGGUACACUGAGCGUAGUUUGCGGGUCUUAGGAAUGCGUUGCACUUAAAUAUAUGUAAGAAUGAGAAAACAUUAUAAAGCCCAGAUGUUUGAUAUCAACUCGAAAUUAUGCACAUGCUAUUUAAAAGAAAAAUUUUAAAAGGGGGCUUCUGUAUUAAAUUACUCCAUGGGUCCUACGUAUAUACAGUAUGCUAUUACCGACAAAGACAAGGGAGACUGGAAUGGCCAUUUCUGGCUUCUUAGCCGUCGUCAACCAGUCAUGCCUAACCUCGAAGUGUGGAGCACUUGAGGCUCGUAAUCGCGACCUGUUAAUUAGAAGUCCAACGCCUCUAGCCACUGGGCCACGAGGCCGUUUCCCUGUCGGUUUCGAUCGGGAAUAGACAAUGGUAGGGGACGUUCAACGAUCGUUCUUACGGAGAUCACUCGUGCCGUUUUGCCUUACGGGCUCUCUCUCGAGCCCAACCAUCAGCCGCACCGCGGCGCAUGAUAUAGCAGUAUGUUAUUACUGACAAAGAACUUCGGAUGUUCGGCACUUCGGAGUUGAGUAUGACUGGCUGACGACGACUAAUAAGCCGGAAAUGGCCAUUCCAGUCUCCCUUGUUUUUGUCGGUAAUAACAUACUGUCUAUAUCAUGCGCCGCUGUGUGACAACUGGUUGGGCUCGAGAGAGAGUCCGUAAGGCACAACGGAACGAAGGAGUUCCGUAAGAACGACCAGUGAGCGCCCCCUACCAUAUAUAUAAAUAUAUAUGUAUUUACAUCAGCGUUGGAAGAAAGAUCGCAAUCGCUGAACCCUCAUUAAGAUUCCAGAUCGCAGCCAACAGGAAUUCGAGCCCGUGACUCAGAGGUUGAAAGUUCAAUUACUCCCCAUGUCCAAAGAUUCUGGCUUCCAAUUCAGGAUCCUGUAACCACGGAGGUGUGUAGGACUGACGACCGGUAAUAAGCCGGAAAUGGAUGAAGACGUUACUUUUACUGACGUUUGCAGCUGCUUACGUUAGAUCCUAAUUUGAGCGAAAAACAAGACAAAAUAUCAAAAGACAUUUGUUCCUCGUUUGCCAUGCUUCAUGCUAAAGCAACCCGAGUAGGGCUUAAUUCUGUACGUUUUUGCUCCCUCAAGAGAUUCCGAUCGACGAGUCCUUGCUCGCAUUGACAUAUCCCCCUACCCAAAACCUGCUGAUCCGCCUCUGUUGAACCACGCGUCCUUUUCAUCCGAGGCCAAGGCAAUUGUGAGUUCACAUAGAAUUUAAUCUCUUUCUUCAUUUUCAGUCUAUUUCUGUCGUAAGCUGACUGGUAACCUGUCGUGAUGCCAUUUCUUGGAUCCACUUUUUGGGACGGUUUGCAUGCACAUUGAGUGAACAUAGUCUGAGACACUUUCUUGGCAGCUGGAAUUCUUCAGUCUUCUAGGGCGCACAUGUCGAUAACAUCUUCUGCAGCUUAUGCAGUAGGAUGAUUCAUUGGCCGCCAACAACCUGCAGAGAAUUCAUGCCUUAACUUUAUUCCCAGAUCACCGUUCACUUCACAGGCGUUUCUGCACUUCGGGGAAAGGUCAUUUGUUUGUUACAGGCACGCAUCUGCUAUCGUCAUUUAAGCCUGAGUAUUACAUUUCCUAUUCAGUAACGCAUUUUCUAUCGGCAUUUUCCCACUCAAUUCUCAUUUUUGUAAGUUAAGUUUGAUUAUCAAUCAAAAAGUCGGAAUAACUUUAUCAAUGUGGUUGGAGGAGUGUCCCACAUAUUAAACUGGGAUGCGUAUUCCUGAUAUUUAUGUUUCCGGGUCCCAGUUUUUGCUAGGGGUGUUUCGAAUACUCACCAGGUACCAGACACCUCAAGUCCCUUUUGGUUUGUCUAGUUCCCAAGUCUACUGAAGAAAUCUUGGCCAAUGGAGUUCUUGAGGCCUACGCCAAUAUUGAUUUACGCUAACUGGCUUUUGCAGACUUUAUGUCCAAUCUGUUUCUACAGAGUCACAAGCACAGGGCCUUUCGGCCGCUUUCAGGGAUACUUAAAGUCGUAUUUUGCUGUCAGUCAUGCUCAGGUCAUAUCACAGAAUUCAGAUGUAUAGUUUUACCUUUGAGCCCCGAGCUCGAGAACACCUAGUUAAAACAAGGCAGUUCAUUUGCGCGAACGCUAUUUAGGUUUUACGUCCUGUUCUAUUCACACCUUCGCGGACACCCCGUAGACGAAAACAAGAGGCGCUGUAGCCAACGUCUGCAUAAGGAAACCUUUCGUGUGGUGUUCUAAAGAGCUGAUAUACACUUCAGCCGUUUUUUUUCAGGGAAACAUUGGGAGCAGCCGACAAACUCCCAUUUUCCUUUUUUUCUGUACUGUCUACCCGUCAAAGCUGGUUUAUUUUUAUUCUUUCAGGCAUUCGUACACAAGAACCAACUCUACUAUAUUCGAAACCCUCUGACAGUGACGCCACAUGAGGUGGUCAAUGUGACCGCACCUAUCUUCACCGAGGGCGUGCUCUAUGGGUUUGCCGGCUUUCUUUACGAAGGUAUGUUGUUGUUUGUUGAAGAGAGAUAAACUGCCAGGCCACCAUCUACUUACGACGCAGGAAAGCGGAGGUUGUCUUCUUAAGUGCAUUUCUAACGAAGUGCCACCUUGGAUCUGUGCCGCGGCUUUGGUUGAUUGUUCUCUCUCUCUCUCCCCUCUUUCCUCAUCUCCCCUCUCUCUCCUCUUUCGCCCCCUGUCCGCUCCCUCCCUCCCCUCCUCUUUCUCUCUCUGGGAACAGAAGAAACGCCAUUCCCUCGAUUUACCAUUUUCUUAAAAUAGCCCAUGAUUUCAGCCAACUUCUACCAGGGUAAACAUAACUGCCGAUACAAGCGAAGAUCCGAGUUACAGGAACUAGUUGAUCAAAAGAAGAAGACGAAGAAGAAGAUGAAAAAGAAACGAUCGCUGGAACAAGGGCUUUAUUCGCCUGACGUUUCGGAUUCUCAUUUGAACGCAUCAGCAGAGACAGUGGCAGAAAUAAGUGACUCCUGCACAGGAAGUUGCAGUAUUUAUAGAAUGAAGUCGCUAUGCUACUGCAUACCUAUAGUAACGCGCUCAUCUUCAUUAAGAGUUGUUGCCCGCUGGUGCGCUAAUGGCUUGGUGACCGGCAUGCGAGUUGUUAAUUGCCGAAAUGUCAUCACCCGUGUUUGAUGCUGACGUAAUGAUUGCUCGGCCAUCUGGCUCGCCGGCUUGCGCGCUCUCCGAGUGGUCAAUUACUUUGGCCAGCCUAUAUCUCAGCGCGAAUAUGGAUGUCGUUGCACUUGUUGGUUGACUGAGGCCCAGUGAACCAUGAAUCAAGCAACUCGCGGCUCAGGCAAUUAUUCUCUAUCGCGAGAAUUUCAGCCUCAUCGAACUUGAAUGUGUGGCUGGGCCUCGUCGAAUGGUCCGCGACCAGAGAGUUGACGUCAUUUCUCCGUACCGCUGCCGUGUGUUCGGCAAUUCGCGUCCGCGUUCGUAAAAGCAACCUUUGGAAACAAUUUUUCAGCGUCGAGAAAUAACACUCUAACAAUGUUUAAUGACGGAAGAUGUAACGUCAGUCAUCUGACCUUUGCCUCGCAGAUCCAAACAUUGAUGUAUGCUAGCCUCUGUGCCACUGACCGAGGUAGCUGGUUUGCAGAUUCAAAUGCAAACGCAACCUCUGUCUUCAUGAUAUCCGGCAGUGUAUGCAGACGCUUUAAGGCCCGCGGCACUGGAAGUCAGGCCGAGCGUCAGUAAUUAAAACCGCACGGUAGUGAGAGCGUAUACUGACUCACGUUUGUGUUUAUUUUCCUUUCCGCUGGCAGAAGAGAUUCUGGGAACAAGCAAGACCUUCUGGUGGAGCCCCGACAGUUCAAAGCUCGCCUUUACAGCCAUUGAUGAGCGGAAUGUUUCAAAGACGAAGCUCUUCUUCUAUGAGGUCGUAGGAAGAUUGGACGGUGAGGUGGUUGAUCACAGCUAUCCAAAGGUAUGUCCGGUUUAAGCGCGUAUACUCUCCGAAACCCGCAGUUUGGCAUAAAAGUAGCCAUUCUUCAGUCGCGUGCCCUUAGCACAGUGAGGUACGGCGGUAUGGCCGAGUGUUAUCUAACUAGAGCUCGUGAGCCAGGGUUAAAAGUUCACCUUAUUACUCCCAAUGUCCAAACAUUCGUGAAUAAUUAUCGGGACGUAGACGCUUUGAAUUUGACCACUGCUUAAAGCCUUUCUGGCUAACACGUCUGGUUACCAUACUCAGCGCUACGUAAACCACACUGAUCAUUUUCAACUGAACGCUGUCGCGUUCCGCCUGACGGCAUGCUAAUCCAGCAAAUGUUUCCCCAAACUCCAUUUUUAAUAGAUAGAAUGCCUUGAAGAAUUCAACCAGGUCGGAAUGAAGAUUAUACUUUAUUCUACAUUUAAAUACGAAGGCCACAGCCUGUUGUUAACUUCUUUCAAACAUUCUGGAAAUCUUUUUGACAGCUGGUCUCUGUCCCAUUUAAUGCAAUUCUGAUGGACGCAACAAGAUGCCUCACUGCGUUUAUGUGUCUUAUGUUCGAUCUUUUUAGAGAGCGCACUUAUUUGGACCUCAAACGCCUUUAUACAUACGAUUAAUUCAGUCUCAUCUAGGUCUCGACGAGAAUCAGUAUCGGUAGGCAAGUAAUGGCGAUGAUACUGAUUCGAUUCAAGGUCGUACCGUACUCAAACCUCUCAAGAGAGUACGUAACUUCCAUGACCUUAUAUACCGGUGUCCAUAAAAAGUAUACUGAAUAAUGCAUUAAAAAUUACCUUCGGGAAGCUGCUUAAUCUAUUCCAGUCUAAAAUCGGUGUGCCUAUUCAUAGGAAAGAAACUUGCCAUCCCUAAAAACGAAACGUAAAGUGUUCCUGAGUUCUUAUCCGAUUGUUUUUGCUUUACGACAACGUCAGAUUAAUCUAUAAUGCCAAGGUAAAUUUCGUCUAUUUUUAUAACAUAAAGUAUACGUUUUCUUCCCUUGUAUGUUAACAGUCCAAAAUUCUUCCCCUGCAAUUAUAGAACAGAUUCAGUUGUAGAAGCAGAAUCAAAACUAUGGUACACUGACAAUCCUAGCAUCAUGAGUAGAUUUCAUUCUAUCCUACAGUUUGUUGUUAAGUUAAACAAAAGACCUCAAUGUAUCCAUUCUUGUCAGUUGCAACCAUAAAUAACAGGGUUAACACAUCUAGUGCCCCGUUAAACAACAUCUACUUGUUUUCAGUCUAUUUGUGCUUUCUUGUGAACAGAUACACCAUUUAAGAUUAGGGGUUAGGGACGUUGGACAUCUAACCAACAGGUCGCGGGAUCGGGCCCAGGUGUUCCACAAUUUAGUGUUGCAUAUGACUUGCUAACGACGGUUUUAAGCCAAAAACUGCCAGUCCAGUCUCCUUUGUCUUUGUCAGUAAUGCUACUCUGCCUAAAUUACGCUCCCCUGUGCGGCUGUUAGCGGGACUUGAGAGAGCGUCCCCAAGACACAACGGAACGAGUGAGUUCCGUAGUGUGAUCAGUGAGCAUCCCCUUACCAUUAAAUAUAUGUUGGAUGUUCAUUUGACGAUCUGGCUACGGAACGCGCCCGUCUUGUUGAGUUUUGAGUGUUGAACUAGAACGCAUCCGGCAGCCUCACGGCGACUAGUAGACGGUAAUAUUAUUCUGCAUAUAAAUAUAUAUUUUUGACAAGAAACAUAAUUCGAAAGAAAUGGGUACUUUGGGAAAGAUGAGAAAAUGUACUUCGAAAAUAUUCGAGUUUAGUUUUCCAAGUCGUCCUCAAAUUUGAAGAAAGUGUGCAAAACAGUCAAAAUUUAAACGUAACUAAAAUCGAUAUGGCCCUGUCUCUACUGUGACUUGGGCUCACUUUCCGAUUGUCUAAGGUUUUUUUCCGAUUUCCCCUGCGAUUGUUGUAUACAGCGUCAGAUUCUGUGUAUCGGUUGAUGCAUGAGCUGUCAGAAUGUAUGGCCUCUAAAAAGUCGCAGCUUUUCGAGCCUUGUUAUAUGCAAAUUUGUGACUAGUUCUCCGCGUAUGCAUGACAACCUGGGACAAGUUGUCUCGGCUUUUUCUUGCCAACUGAUGUUCAUUUAUACGUGUAACCUUUUUUUAAUAAGAUACCAUGCGACACCUGUAAUACGUCCUACUGUGGUCGAACUAGAAAUUCAACCACUGCACGCAUAAGCGAGCAUCAGUUGGCAGGAAAAAUCCGAGAGCACCUGUCACAGGUUGCCAUGCAUACGCAGAAAACUGGACACACAGUUGCAUAGAACAAAGCACCCAUUAUAAGUGUCUGCUUAUCUACGAAAAGACGCGAUUUUUUAGAGGCCAUGCAUUCUGACAGCUCAUGCAUCAAUCGAUACAUAGAAUUUGAUGCUGUGUACAAAAAUCGCAGGGAAAAUUGGAAAAGGCCUUAGACAAUCGGAACGUAAUGCCAAGCAACUUCUGGCUUUUUGGUUGUCAUCAAUUAGCCAUACCUAACUUCGAAGCCAGAACCCGUGACCUGUUGGCCCAAAGCCCUAAUUAUUUAGCCAGGGGCUCGUUGUGCUGUCUGUUUCGACUGGGCAUACUACCAAUAAUAUGUGUGUAUGUAUGUGUAUGUAUAUGGCGUUUCUGUGCCUUGCCAUUGAAAUCCCACACUCCACGCUUUUAUGAGAGAACAUAAGCAAACGCUGGAGAUGGCAAAUAAUGCGGCGUCUAAUGAAAUGACUGUUUUAUGUCGGAAAGCCUCUUCUCUCGACAGCUCAGUAGAGUAAUUAAUUUUUUGGAGGCCGGAAGGACUUUUGCGGUGUUUAUUGCGGCGUUCAUGGUUGUCGGUGUUAGAAGUUAAGUGAAGUCGAGAAUAAUUUCUACGUAUUCGUGUAUUUACAUAGAUAUUUUACGGGCUGGAAAACAAACGGCAAAUAGUGUUCUUUCCACGGAUUUCGUCGGAGAAGUCGGCUGUUGUAAACUCACGUGGGAACAUGUUCUAUCGGAGUAUCUUCCUCUGAAUUUUAAACUUUACAGCCAAUCGUUCGCCGAAUGAUUUGAUGAGAAUAUGCCAAAGUUCCGAAAACAGUUGUCCAGACCGAGUCGUUAACUGACCUCGCGUAUAAGGUGUAUUUUUUGAGAAAAUACUAAGUGACCGAAGGUCUCGCCGUGUUCAAAAACCCGACUAUUCCAAUUUUUGUUUUCUCUCCUGUCAUACGACAGACUGUGAUUAUUUUGGCGUAGGUGUUUGUUUCGACCGAAUAAUUCCACUUUGGGAUUUUUCGGGAACGCUGAGCCGAUUUAAGAUCAAGGGAAAGCUAAGCGUGGCUAGUCACACCACUAAAAAGACAUGCAUACUUUGUAACUGCCAGUCCACAUCUAAGCCAGCUACCACGGUAGUAACGGGGACAUUUAAGUGGAAUACCAUGUUAUAUUUUUAGUUUGAUGCCACUGGGCGUCAAGUCACGUUUUGUAAAAAGGCCAUGUUAAAUGCCACAUUAGAGUAAAUGACAUUUAUGUUUUUCGAACCCCGUUGAUCGGUGCGAUAACUAUACAGAGCAAGCUCGUUAAGUGUUUCAGUCUGCACGCUGCUAAAAGCAAAAGUCUCAAGAGGCUUAUGCCGGAAUCUCCCGCCCAGACAUCAACCACUUACAAACGUCUUUAAUAAUGUGUUUGGUAUUAGACCAGUGAACUUUUUUGGUCGCUGUUAAUAAGGACAAGUUUUUGAGUCAUUAUAUUACAGUACCUGUGCUAGCUCAUGAAAUGUCAUGAAUUAACACAAGUAAACGACUUUAACGCAGAAUCGGUAAACACUACGGCUCCCAAAGUAUGAUAGCGGAAAAUAAACGAUGUGUCAAAGAAAUAAAGCAAAGUUUGGUUAAGAAAAUAUUAUUUACUGAGAUAAAAAUAAAUAAUUUUCAACAAAAGUCACAUUUUCGAGAAACGCCUAUAUUACAACCAAGUUAAUAAAGGCUACGUAUGAGGGCGUAUAAAGGAGGAGGGUGCAUAGAAGGGCAAAAAAAUUAAGGACAGAAACAGAUACAAAACCUCAGUACUUUGUUGAAUGUCCAUUUGAAUUAAUAACGGCAGAAAGUCUGUCAUACAUAGACAUGACGAGGUUAUCUAUGGUGGAUUGCAAAAUGUAAUUAUGGAGUAUAAAAUCCAAUUUUUCCUGCAUUGAAAUAGUCUUCUUAGCUUUGUGCCAAUUUCUUUUGACUAUUCCAAAAAGAUUUUCGAUAGGAUCCAAAUCGGGACCGUUGGCCGGGAUGAAAAUGGUUUGGAGGUCAAUUGCGGAGAGGGUGGUUGUUGUCUAAAAUGUUAGAUUAUAUUUUCAAGCGGCAUCAAAUUCGUACCUCUCUAGAGCGGUGGACAGGUGCAUUGUCGUGCAAAAUCACAGUAUCCAUUCGGCGCCGACUUUUGCCGUUGUAGCCGAAAGCAUCCUUGACAAUUGCAAUAAACACCUUGCUGUUGAUGGUGUCGGAUGUUGACCGCCAGACAGGCCGCUCACCGAAUGUAAUCGCCAUCCAAACCAUCAUCCGCCGAUAGUUCUUGAAUGUUUCCGUCGGUGUAGUGCGUUCUCUUGGGAAGUUUUUUCCACAUAUGACGGUUUGGAGCAAUUUCGUAGGCGUGUCUAAAAAUAAAACCUCAUCGCAGAAGAAAAUGUUCUUCCAAAAUGAAGAUCUGUAAUCAAUAUAAUUCUUAGCAAAUAAAAGCCGUUCUCUAAUUAGUUUUCUACUUAAAUAUGGCUUAAUCAUGGCCCUUCGCCGCUGCAGUUCAAAUUUUUUCAUCCUUUUCCUAAUUAUGUUCAUAGAAAACAUCGGCAGAUGUUCCCGUUGAAUGGUCUCAAUGGGCAUGUCAUGAAACUUUUUUAAUUUAUGACGAAUAAAAUCGUCGUCUUGCUUACUUGUGGACCGUUUGGGUCCCCCUAUCUUAUUUCUAUGAACAGUUUUAUCAUUAAUAAUGCGCCACAGAGUGACCUUGCUAAUAUUGAAAAUACUAGCUAACGACUCACGCGGGAUUGCCUCCGCCGCUAAUUUUCGAAUACGCUGGAAGUCAACUUCGGACAAGUAUUGUUUAGACAUGGGUAUCGUUUGGCGUGGUAGAGAAAAGUGACGGCAUGCCGCGCUAACUCAAUAUAUAUUCGUUUACGAUACGCAUUUUCGGUCUGGUAAAACAAUCAAACUGAUAAACUUUUUUUAUUUCGGUAUUUUGAAACAUAAAACUUUACGGAUUUGUAAAAUAGAAUUUUUAGAUGAAGAAUGGCACCUUAUUUCCUGAACAAAAUAAGAAAUAAUUUAUCCGAAUUUCCCUGAUUUUCUUGAUAUUGAAAUUUAAUUUUUUCUUUUUGCACGAACGUUUAUUGAAAAAUUUCUUCCUUUUAUUAGUCUUCUUAAACAGAUUAAUAAGGUAAAACAAAGAAUUUCGAUCCGAAAGCUUUAAUAGCGUAGGAAACUGCUUGAAUAUCAGGAAUCCUCCGAUUUCGCCCAAAUUCGGCCUGUUUUCUAAUUAAUAUACAGAUCCGUAUCAAACUUUCCUUCAGCAAACGGCCUUUUUGUCCUUAUUUCAACUAAAUAAACACAAAUAACAACACCAAAAAUACGCUACAGUUUUCACUAUAAUUUUGACCUCGGCAUUUCAUGAGUUAGCACAGGUACUAUAUUUGGUAGUCUUCAUGACCUCACCUUUUACUUGUAUUCCAGCAACUCUUUAGUUAUGCAGACUCACGAAAACAUUUCUCGGCAGAGAUUGGUGAAAUUUAUCAAAUUUAUACUCAGACACUUAUGCUUGACCUCUUCCAAACUGCCGCAUAAAGCUCCUUACCUAAGGUGGCGUAUGAAUAGCAAUCACAUUAGUUAGUCUGACUGUUGACUGCACAAUGUUCAAAGUCCGUUGGCGAGCAGCGUUACAGAAAACGUACUAGAGAAACUGAAAUGGUUACUUCAGCGUUAGUAGAUGUCAUCGGUCAGUUAUACCAAACUGAAUGACUGAUUGCUUGUCGUUACGUGGCGGUUCGGACUGGUCCUAGACUUUAGGGCAUAAAUGCUUUUAUCAGCUUGGCUACCAAAAAUAGAUUGACCAUUACGAGGAGCCGCCCUAACCGACUUUUUUACGUGCCGUCCUAACAACGCACGCCCACACGCCUGCGCGUGUUGAUAUCACGCCAGCCACCGGAAGAGCGCCCAGCAACUCAGAUGAGUCAGAAGUCCGGUCGACAUGCUAACGGCUCAAGGGCAUGAUCUGAUUGGCUUAUUUACUGACAGACCUUUGAAAUUUCUGCAUGUACCUUUUUAUCGCCACUUUUUCGCUGUUAGGACUCGGCAAUACACUUCAUGUUCUCGCUGUUGAGCUGUCAAUUUGGGAUUCGAUCGCGGUGAGUUUUAGAAUGCUCCACCAGCUGGGCGUUAUGACAAGAACACAGCAUCUAUGACCAUCGCUAGCACGUUAUAAUAAAUGGUUAUUCGGAUGCCUUCGUCCUGAAACAAUUUGGUUUGUUCCUUUUGGCAUUAGCUUGAGCCCAAAAUCUGAAGACAAACGCCACGAUCUUUGGUCCCUUCUUAAUACAUUGUUUUCGUCCGCUCAGACAAGGAAUUCAAACAUCGUAUUCAUAAUAAAUGGUUUUGAGACCACAACCUAGUGCCCUUUCGUUACAAUCGCUAGCAACCACGUUACCAAACCUGGUCGGUAGCAGCACAGACAAGACCAUUAAUCCCCUAGGAGUUGAGGAUAUUUGAUCCACUUUUCACCGUUUUUUUUCUGCGAGGCCAGUUUAUUUUCUGUCUGAGGAUUCGCACGGUUUUAGUCAUUCCGUCCGCUGUCAAACCUGAAUCACGAAAGCCGACUAGUUAGUACGAGGCAAAUGGGACUUCUUCUCCACCAUUUACCAAGUCCUGCACCACUGUCUGGGUAAGGCGGAUCGGACAUUGCCUGAUUCAAAUUUUGUAGCCUAUCUAGCGGCACACGAUAACUCGAGACGCAAGCGCGCUUGAAGAGAGGAAGGACGAAUGACAAAUGUCUGCGCAAUUAUUGAUCCACACAAAACGCCCCUGCCGACAUCGGAUGCUUACUGAUUGCAGCCUUACGAAAAUAAGAAUUUUUUUCUAGUGUCAAGGCCUGCAGCAAGGAAACAGCAGGACAAAGAGAAGGACAUGCCUCGACUACUCUUAAAUGACCCGAUAACCCUGGGAUGCUUUAAUUUUAAACGCGAAGGACGGGCCAAACUACGCAAAAAGUCGUGCUAAAAAUAAACUCGUCCAGACACUUCACGGGGUAUUUAUUAUUUGACUAGAAGAAGUCAUCGCUUGCUUGUUUUCGCGAUAUUUGCUCACUGAAAAUGUGAUUGCAUUUAUGGGCAAGCGCAAUGUAUAAUGGGAGGAAAUAGGCUGCGUUAACUUCGAAAAUUAAGCUUGACGUGGACGUUACCGGUCAUUAUUGUUUUUGUUUUUCUCAAUUAAAUUUGGUUUUUUAGUAGCAGGUAACGAAUGGGUGCAAGAUCCACGAAUAGAUGGCAACUCCAAAAAUAUGCCCUAAAAUUCAGUGUAACUGUGAACAUAACUUGUUAUUUACCGUCUCCAUUGUUUGGAAUUUCCUCUCCUUCCUGACUAAAUGUAAACGUACCGGAGGUGAUCCAUUCAAAGCUCGUUAUGUUUUAAAAGUUGGUUUUUGUUUAUUUUUUUAAUACCGCGUUCGAUUUCUUUGCCGAAUGACAGCAUACGAUAGGACUUUCGGCAGGCAUUUACCUAUUUUCUGUGUCUUCUUGCUCCCCGUCCUGCCUGUUCCCCCACCCGUAAAACCCCGUCUACCACCUUUCAACGCAUGACACAGUCCACAGUCUAGCUCGAGUUAGUCGGGGGUCCUUUACCUAUCUUUGCCCAAUAGGCAAAUUCCGAGUUUUUUUGCUUGCAUGAAUGCAUCAUGCUUGAUUUUAUUAGCUUCGAAUUUUGCUCAAUGUGAAUACCUUGAGCUUUAUCCGAAGGGACGAUUCUAGUCACUUUCCCAUAUAUCUAUUCCUUACCAGCAUCAUAUCGUCUAUUCCGAACUUUUUAACUUAUAUGUCCGUGUAUCAAUAAAUCUAGGUAGACAGAGUAAUGUUAUAUAACAUUAUUCAGGCAUGUUCUAGUUGUGAAUCUGACCUUGGAAGUUUAGCAAGUUAAAAGAAAAGGAGACGUCCACCGGGAGAGGUGUAUUGGAGGCCUGACAUUUCGAGUAGUCGUUCCUUCUACCUAUCUUCAGAGACUGAGAAGUCAUGCACAAAGCUUUCCUUAUAUGGCGCACUUUGUUGAUGCCUGGCCCGCCAAUGCCGCCUGUGUGGCUGCAUGCGACCCGCAUGUCGCCGUAACCUGAAUCCCGUUUAUCUUCGUCGGCCGCGGCGAUAGUUGACGGCCCCGAUUGUCCCGCGCCGUGACUGUUCCGCGUCAAGAAUGUCCGUAAAAACAGAUAGGGGAAGGGGGGGGGGCAAAUUGAUGUGCCGGUUGACAGAACAGUCGGUAGACAUCCAGGCUUCUUGCACCUGCCUUGCCGUAUGAUCAUCGCAUCGGCCACAAUUUCAAAGGCGUUAAAGUUGAAGACGUGUCGCAUUUAGGCGGCAUGGGUUACUACCUCCGACUUUGGGUUCAAACUUCGCACGGCUAACUUAUGCUCGUGCAUGCGCGUUUGCAGCUGUCGGCCAGUUUCCCCAACGUAGUUGCACAUUCCGCAGCUGCACUGAAGUCAGUAAACGACAGCCGACAUCUCCUGCUUAGGGAUCGGCUUUUUUGGCCACAUCACUUGCCGGCGGAUUGUUGAGUCGGGCCUGUGGAAAACGCCUAUUCCGAGUAACGCGAGAGAUCUGGCUACGGCUUUGAAGAGCCCUUUCAUGUAUGGAAUGUUCCGCCAUGGUUUUGGCUGACUAUGUUCUUCAUUCCGCUUCCUUGGUUACUUUCGACCCCCUUCAACGAAUGUUCGCGGACAACCGUUGGCUCUGAAGAGUUCUUUGAGGAACUUCAUCUCGUACAGUUUGGCGACUGGAAUGCUGCAGGCAUUGUUGAGAACGCGCACCUUUAACAAAUGUCAAUAAUGGAGUGUUAUGGCUCGCCCAGUUGCCGGUCCAAAACACACCUUUUGGAAACUGUGCUGCCUUUCCCUACGUGUGUUCUGGUAUAAAAUCGUAGUCAGUGUAUGCGGUGGACCAGGGGGGUGUGGUGUACGCCUAAGUGCGGGUUUCCGCCGUGCCAGCUACCUGCGCCAUCUCCCGCCUCCAGUUUUCUUGACUCCACCAGAACACUAGAUCCAGCUGUGGGGGUGCGGUAAAUGCUGCGCAAGUCCGUCAUCCCUUGUCACACAAGUCACCGUAUCUGCACUCGCCAUGCUGUAGAGCACACGGUUGACCCCGUCGAUCACGAUGGUUGAAUUGUCAUCGUCCAUUUGCAUUCCGAGUAAAGAAUGUCUUGUAUUGGUGACUCCAAACUAUACUCACAGUUGUUGCAUAACCAAACCGUUUAUGCACAAUUAAAAUACCUUUGGCGAGGCUAGAAAACUACUGAAAAACUUAGCCUUCAGCGAAACCAGACUGCUAAUGAUUGUUUGCUGAUUAGAUCUCCUAUAAAUUACGGAGGAAUUUAGAAACCCAGCAAUGAGUAGGAAUGCUCGCAGUUGUCUUGGCAGAAAUUCAGUGAACUGCGCUUCUGGACUUUUGUUUAUCACAUAUGCUUGGAGCAUAAGGAAGGCAUUCCUUAUAAGCAUAAUGCAGAUUCGUAACGAUUUGGUCUCCAGAUUCUGCAUAUGGUGGCAUUCAGCUGAAGAAGCUGCAGAAAUAGUGGGCGCACAUCCAGAAAGUCCUCUGCCAAAAAAUUUCGCCCUUUUCAGUUCGAUCAUUUAUCACAAAAAUUGUAAAUUGUUGCCUACGAUGCGUCGCUACCUGCGGACGCCUGCGAUGUACGCUUGUGGAAAUUAUCAUACUUCUGCUAUGCGCAAAAAGAAUGCCUCGCGGUUUUUGAUACCGUUGUCCAACUACACGUUGUCUUUGGGGCGCCUACACCUACUCGGUACCCUGGGGUCAGCGAUGCUGUCCGCCUCACAAGCAUGGAUUAAAAAAUCGAUUAAAUGUCAGCGAUCAGCCAUGCUUCGUCAAAUCGCCCCGAUAUCCGCGAGGAGUAAUUUUGGGGCAAUUAAGCCCGUUUAUUUUUGACUGUCAGUACCACAUUCACAAGCUUUGCAUUUUGAUUUGGGUAGUCUACUGACUUACCAGAGAGCAGUUUCAUUGACAAAGCGUCCGUUUUAACAUAGUGAAUCGAUGUUGAUGUAUGCUAUCGGUUUAUCAGUUCAGCCCAUACACAUGAAUGUUCUAUCUCAGAAACUUAUAUCCGAAAUUCUGAAAUGUGCUUUUGAUUCGAAAAGAUUACUUAAGUAGCGUUGAAUUGUCAAUUACCGCGCAGCGUAAUUUCAAAAUAUUUCAGUCAUGCCGGCAUGCCGGCUUCCGAACAAGCUUCUUUGCAGCUGUUUGCAUAAAAAACGACCAUUUAAGUAGUGUGCCUUUUUCUCGUCCACUUUUUUGUCCUGGUAAGUUUAAUUUUUUAGAAAAAAUAGGCACAAAAGCUUUGUUCCUUAACUCAUUUGUUAGUAAGUUAUGUUUUUGAGAAUUCGAUAAUUGAAUAAGGGGUGUCUUUCGGUUUUAAACGUUCCAGAUUGGGAUUUAUACGACUCCAAAAUGUCCAAUCAUACAGCAACACAUAGGCACUUAUUUUAAUGCUGUUCCUAAAUUGGACAACGUAGUUCAAAUGCAUUGCAAAAUCAAAUGAAACUUACAUUGUAUCUUCUUGAUAGCGUAGAGAAAUAUAUAAGUUUCCUUACAUAAGAAGUGUAUAGUUUGUACUUCGGAAAUCCCGUAACGCAGAAGCCGUCCACCUCUCGUCCCUCAAAGUUUUAUAGCAGUAAACGGACAGCUUUUCGCGAAAAAUGAAGUCAUAGUUUGAUUUGUAAACUAAUGCUUACCAGCCAAUAAAUGGCGUUUGCGAUAACCAGAAAUUCAUGGGGGAUUAUACUGUAUGUCACAGAAUUGAAGGUAAGUAAGGCCAUGCAUGUAGUUGGCCCAUUGAUCUUGUGGAAAGCUAUUUUCCCAAAGAACACCCUUGACUGGCCUCGUAAACUUGCCCAAAAAAUCAGACCUCGUCGCCGAAGUGCCCGCGCCUUCAGAAUUAAUGCCGGUGAUCGACAUACUUCUUGACACACAAGAAUCUUCUCCAAUCAUUUUCCUACUUCAAAAUGGCCUUUAACAAAUCAAACCAGGUUGUUUUCCCCUUUUCCCUAGUGCGCAGAUAGGUUUGCAAACUGCCGACUGUCAAUAACCAUAUAAGGCAUAAGAAAGUAUAUGUUUUAGUGUCGGACGCAUUGCAUCGUCGUUUUGAAUAUUUGCAGUCCGUCGUCGUAAAAACGUGUAUAUUUUACUACUAAUGUUUCUAUCCGUCCAUAAAUCACAGCAGACGAAAACUAUCUCAUAAUCUCUUCCCUAGGGCGCGAUAUUGAACAGUACCUGCACAUCGUGUGUGAAUCUUAUUUAUUUCAGCUGACUCAGUUUUGAAAAGCUUGGCGGCUUCGGGGGAUUCUAACGUGUGACAGCCAACGCUUUAGGAGACUCUGACAGGGACCCGUGAGCUUCAGUGAAAUUUGGCCCUUACCGUCGUUGGCUUUAAUCUCGCCGAGUCUGCCGAGUUUUUCACAGUUUGAUCGGCUGAACUCUUCAUAUAAAAAUGCCUUACGCAUUUGUUUAGUCUUUGUAACUCCAACAAUACGCAGAAUAAAUCUGUCACCCUUUAAAACUAUUAGUGCAUGUAGUGGGAAAAAAUUCUGCCAUUUAGCAAAGAUAAAUUUUAAGAUUGGAAUGGAUUCUUAUUUUUGUGGAAGAUUUGUACUUUACACUAUAAUUUGACGCGACAACUUCGCUAAAUUUAGAUUAUUAAAAAGGUCUGAAUAGUUUUUGAAGUCGAAGAUUCCGACUGUUUCCUUAGUUACGGAGAGAAUGCCUUGUUCGAGAACAUACUUAUACACAAAGACCAGGAAACGGAAACAGUCGGGAAUGAAACCCUGGUUGGACUUUUGUGAUUUUUAUGGUCCUCUUCCCUUUAGACAAAAGGGAACUCUCUUAGUAGGGCUCCUUUCGGGUGACAGUUGUACGUUUACAGCAAACUUUGUUUGAAACUCAUGCAAACAAGUUUUGUGGAAGCAGCUUUGCUUGGUGAGCAUGAUUUUGGGGAAUUCACAUUUCAACCAGUGCUUGUUUGCUGGCCAGUCAAGUGAGACCGCAAAUCUCAUUGGGAAUUUGUCGCUUUAAUUCAGAGGCCACAUCUGACUGCUGAGUACAGUAAGGCACGAAUUCUAUAGUGAGGCUUUCUACGCGGAGAUGAACUCUUCAUCCACAUUAUUUCACGCUAUUUGGUCUAUAGAAACGCGACCUGUGAUGUUCGGUAAGAAUCGACUAGUGAGGAGGUUUUGCUAAAAAGCACCGGCACCGGCUGCCUUCCGAGCCACGGCGCUCGACGCACCGUCUUCGUCUCGGAUUCCGACCACAUAUGCAGCAGGGGAGCCGCGUGGAGAAGGAGUCGAGACGCACACUUCCCAGUUGCGUGGAAGUUGGCACUUGGGUGCUUGUGGUGGGUGAUGUUGAUGUGCGGUGUGAUAGUGUGGUUUAUCCGGCGGUUGUCGGCCACAAGUUUACUUGGACGCGUAUGUGAACUAAUAGUCCCAUGCGGUGAAUAAAUGUGCAGGGUGCAAUGUGGACAGUGGAGGCAGAUGUGGCAAGUGUAGGUUAGUGCUUCGGGCACUAGUUCAUAAGUCGCUGUGCGAUGGAUUCGCAAGUGACCGACCAGGUCGAUGUGUGGGCUGAAAGAGCGAUCGCAAUGAGGACAGGUAUAGACCCGGUCCUUGUCACUGGUGUUGACGGUGGUAGCGUUGUUGUUUGUUUUUGUGUUAGAAUUGUAUGUUGUGCUGACGGACAUGGCAGACGCCACAGCGGCAGACUUUGAUGUGGUGGGGAAGGGAGAGGAGGAUGGUAGUGGUGUUUGGGGAGGGCGGUCAACGUUAGUUGACGGUGUGGGAGGCGAGGGAGAGUUGGAUAGAGGGACAACGUUUGGUGCUGUCCGAGUGCUGCAGUUGGUCCGAAGGUGUCCAACAAGCCCGAAUGCUGUCCGGAAUGUCCGUUGACAUCGCUGACACGUUGGAAGCGGUUAGUGGUGUUGGCGUUGUAAGGCGGCGGCGGCGGCAGUUGAGAUUUGUGUGUCUCGCGUUUGCCUUUGGGCGGCGGUGAUGCCUUGUAUAUCUUCAGUUUUGUGCUGGCCUGGUGAUCAUGAAGAUUCCAAUUUGUGCUUUGAAGACGGCCGAAGGCCUGGCUGGUCUUGGAAAUCCGGCGACAUACUUCGUCGUCGGGUUUCGUGCUACGGGAGAGUGUACUGCCCAGAUGCGUGAGGUUGUCCACCACUUGCAGGUGGGUCUCACUGUUAACUAAUUCAAGUAUUAAUCGCCAGUUGCGUGGCCAUUCUGUGGGGGCAGGCGGAAGAUUCCACCGCUUGUAGGCACAUGUGUCUCUGAAAAAAAACCAAUGCGGCAGGUUUGAGCAGGCGAUUAUCCUUAAAAUCUUCUAGGCAAAAAUAAUUUGCAUCAAUAAGUGUAUUUGGUGUGUUUGAAUAACUCAUUUUGCCUAUCUAUGAAAGUCACGAUGGCUUCGGUGGGAUUCGAAGCCACGGCAGCAACUGGGUCAAGUGCUCUAUUCAAAUCUGUCAAAAGCGCUAAUUCAUUAGCGAUCUUUGUAGUCAUCUGGUGGAUUCUGGAUUGAUCGCUUAGGAAAGUCCUGUUUGUACAGUCAGCCAGCUUUGUCAGAAUUGAUGGGUUCCGUACUUUUCAAUAAGUUGGGCGGGUAACUUGAACCAAAUGUGAUGAAACUCACGUCUCCCGGAGUGGACGUUGUAGCUCAGGUAGCAGCAGCGUUGUGAGCAAGCGAAAUGCUGUAUAUUUUACUUAUUCGCCGAACGUUUUCCUGAAAAUACCUUUUGCAUGCCCCGUAUGCUUAUUAACAAAUUUUGUUGGUUAAAUUGCUCACAAAUUUGAGCAGAAAUCUGCGUUCCUUUGUAGUUUAUCGGUUUCCUAAGCCAAGAACCAUUCUAGUCUACGUUUGUGAAUCAGCGCGUACUAUACUCGGAGGAGAGAGUAAUAUAAACUCGCGUUUUUUGCCAAACGCAAUUGGAUGCACUCGAAAAUCCGAUUUUUUCAUUACGUAGACAGCGUGUACACCGUGAACACACCAACCCACAACAGGAAUUCAGCGUCGUUUUUGAAUGCCGUCCGGAAAUGCUCGCAAGACGGACGCCAGUAGAAACAGCUACCAAUAACAUCAUCCCAUAUUAGUGCGCACACUUCUAAGCUCCGCAUCUCCCAAUGAGUUCCGAAUCCCUUGAGUACUGAAUACUGUUCAUAUAACCAUGAUUCAUUACAGUUGAACAUUGGGUCAUAUCAAUAACACUGAAUCCGCGUUGUGCUGUCGUAGAAAGUUGCCAUGAUUUUCUUUUAUGCGAUUUUGUCGCACACGCAGCCGCUAAUUAAUGUGGGCGUACAUUCUGCUAUGGCAUUUUCGUUCAAAAUAGCUGAACGUCGCUCGAACCGUUGUAAUUCAAGGACAUGAGCAUGGUAAACAUACUGUCGAAAUUGUCAAUACCGAGGUCCCUAAGUAACUGCAGAAGUAACAUCAAAAAGUGAAUAAUAACCGUUUAAAUAUGGAUUUCAGAGAGGUGGCCAUAGUUCAUGUUAACCGAAUGAGUCUGCCACCAUGUAUACUGCCCGUAGCAAAAUCUCCACAGCAACCUCAAACGCAGUGUACUUCGCGGAUGUUUUUGCAAAAAUCCGGCUUUUCCUUCCCUACGUGCUACCAAGAACAAAAUAUAGGAUAGCCAUAAAAGCAGAAGUUGGGAUCCCAUUGAAAAUUAAUGGUCUUCCUCCUGCCGAACAGGAGUAGUCUGUAGACAUUUUACAUCAAAACUGUAGACAAAUACCUCGCAAUUUAAAUUUAAGUUUCUCGUUUAUUCUUGCCUAAUUUACGAUGACGUCUGCUGAUUACAACUUUACGACCUUCAAACAUGAAUUUUCAUGACAACUGUACAUUUGAGCAUCACGCACAUCUCCAGCUUUCUCUCGUGUUCGCCCAUUGAUUUUGGAGAUAACACGCCAAAAAAAUUAUCCCUCCUUGAUGUCCGCUUAUUCUUAUACUUAAGAUUUAACUUCGGACUCAAACAUAUUUUGUUUUACCCUAACUGUCAGUAUUGCUAUUGUAAUACGAAUUUGUAUCAUGUCAUAUGUCCCGCGCAUAGAACUGGAACGGCCAUUAUAAUAUGGCUUCUGCUGGGGUAGCUGUAUAAACGAUUCACCGUCGUUACGUAGGCGCUCCCGCCUCUCUCUAGUGGACGAUGCAAACCAUUUUCAUGCGACUGCUCAUGACUUUGACUGUAUGAUUUGAUAUAGUGGGCUAUAUAGGUGCCGCAUGCAUUUGCCAGCGCUAAAUCCUAAAGUUCCCAUGUUUUUGCAUGUGGUUAAGUAGUGACUGCAGGCCCGGAAUUGCCAAAUCUGUUCUUCAGCGUUAGAAUAUAGGACUCGGUAAGAGGGGCUGAGGUUUUUCGUCCAUACGGAAAUUUGAAAGUCCAUCUACUACCUCUGCUCCUGUUUACUCACCAAGAUCAAUAUGGAAGCAGAUACGCGGGGAUCCGAAGUUGCCUCGACGUCCAUUUUAAAGACAAGUCAACCUAGGAGACAAGUGUGAGAGAGCUGUUCUCAGUAUUUUACCCUCUGGCGAGAACAAUUAUAAAAAUAGUCAGAUUUUUAGCGUAUUGCAGUCCUCGGCGAUCGGAUGAUUAAAGUUCAUAGCUGGAGGGAAUUUAUUUGGCACUAACGGUAAAUUAAUGACGAAUGUGAGGAGUGUAGAGACCAGAGGUUUCGAUCCGCGGGCUAUGCGGAAGCGCCAAAUGCGCACACGAUAGUCCGCCGUAGACAACGGCCUAUGCAAACUGAGGACGUUUUGCUUCUAAGACUUACAAACUCCAACUAUUUAUGCCGUCAUCUGAAACGGGGGGUUAUUUGUGGCAAACACUUAGCACGAUCAGUUGCCUCAAGUAUUUGCAGUAUCCGCAGCGCAUAUUUUUUUCGGACUUUUGCCCUAUGUCCCGAAAUGUGAAAGAUAAAGUCACGAACGGAGGCGAAUGUUUGACUUUCAUUUGUGUGAGUAGGGAAGGAGACUGGCCGAGCACUGGAAAUAUUUUUUGAUUUUUUCGAGCUUUGAACGCUUGUGGAAGUGUAUCCUAGGAUAUUACAGAAAACAUAAAAUAAAUGACAGCUCUGAGGGUCAUUUCUCAGUCAGCGACCUGUAACGCAUGUCUGGAAGUAGCUGCGCAGUACACUGUAUGCCGGUAGCGGGUCAAUUGACUAAGUUCUCAUCCAAGCCGCAAGCUUUAAUCCGUUCUCAGCUUGUUUGGUAUACACAGUUAUUUUGGUAAAGGAGAAGUUCAUCUCGUUAUCUAUUUUUAAGGUGUAGGCAGCCACUUGUGAUUACUCGUCUGUCCGUCGUGUAGUGAGUUUGUUUUCCUGAGUGCGCGAUCCAGGCAGGCGUUCAGUCUAAAAAAAGCAAUUACAAGGGAGGUUGAGUCAAGGGAUCCGGUAAAUUGCCCUUGACUUCUCCCUUAGGUUCAGUCAGUCCUUAAUUUUCAUGACGCAUGGUGCUUUUGGGCCGUGGUAGACCAGUCUUCCCUCCUCACCCAAGAUGAAGUCACUCAGAGGGUAAUGUGACCGUUUUUAAAUAACGACAGUUUCCCAUUCCCAUUUAGACGCAGAAUUUUGCAACAUAACUUGUUUUUAGUAAGUCGUUCGUUAACCUAAACGAUUCAAAGCACUCGAUAAGCACUAUAAGCAUAAAUAAACGUAGAGUAGCUAAUUAUUCGCCAUCGCCAUGUGAGCAGGGCCGGAUAUAUUGAUGAACUACAGGUAUUUAAUUUGUUAAAAAGCUUUGUGCUCGGAGUGUCGAAGCAGUAUGAGUUUAUUUUAUGCUUUAGCACAUGGAAUAAUCUCACAUUAAACUCAUCUUGCUCUAUGAGGCGAUGAGCGCUUUUCAUUUAUUGCCCUUUUUGAGCUCAAACAAUGGCCAUGCCGAGCAUAUUACGCGUACCUUCUGCUUUAUUGGAGUGUACCAAAGCAAUUUGCCAAUUGCGACAAUUUUUGGAGUACUUCAGUCAUUUAUACAGAUGUGCAUUUGCACACGUCGAACAAAUACAAAGGACAAUAUUGGAGUAAGGUCAUAAAUGUACCCAAAUAGCAAUUAACAUAAGUGCGCCGUUCUCUCUUUGAUGCGGAAGAGGAGGUACAUUAGAUGUACUAUUUCGUGAAAUGUUGACUAUGAAAUUCAAAAAUAUGUUUCCAAUUUUAAACAUUUACUUAAGUGUGACUGUGAGAUUAGUAACAGUGAAACAUAGUCCCAAAAUACCUCAGUCACGUCAAGAUGCCGGCUUUUAAGUUAACUUCUUUCCAUCCACCUGCAUGGGCAACCCUCUGUUAAAAACGACUACUUGAUGUGUAUGAAUUUUACCCAUUGAUUUUGGUGUCUUUGUAAAUUCCAAUAUAUUUUAUGGAGAACAUAGACCAACAUGUAAUGGUUUAAAAUCAUAUGGUGGAAAAUUACGCCCCUUUCAAAUUUUAUACUUGACAAACGAUGUUUUUUAGCCUUAAAAAGACGUUUUAAGUUCCCAAUUAAUAUUUUGCCUCACACGUUAUUACACUUGCUUUCAAGACUUCCAAACUACAGUCUACAGUAGAUGUGCCAACUCACGAAAUGUUUGCUAAAAUUCUGCAAUGUUUUUUGAUUAUAAGGGAUUGCUUAGGCAUGGUUCUAAUAUUAGUCACCAUUCAACAUUAUCUCAUAAUAAAUCUGUUACUACAGGAGGCCGACUUUCGAACGAACGUAUUUACCGCCACCUGCAAAAAACUGCGCUCUGUAAAAAAUCGCUAAUUAUAUAGUGCAAAACUUUCUAAAUUACUCUUGGUGCCCUUAUAAAUUCAAUUAUAUUUCACAGAAAGCAUGCAUUAAAUAUUUAUUCCUUUGAUUACUUGGUGGAAAAUCGCGUCAUCAAAUAUUAUUUUUGAGAGCAGUGUAUUAAUACGUGUUGAAAACUUUUCUUAUUGCCGAAUAAAUUUGAACAGGACCUGCCGUUAUAUUCGCAUUAAGGGUAUUCAAACUGCAAGUUGUAUAUUGUCCGUGUACGGACACUCACGCAUGCCUCCACGGUAUUAAAACAAGGUCAUAUGGGAUUCAUAGAAGUUGGCAGUGAAUUUUAACAAUAUCGUUGACUUUAAAAGCAACGCUUUUAAAUACAGAGACACGGUGUUUAUGAACAGGCAUUUGGUGCUCUUAAAAAUCUCAUAAUCACAACAUUUUAAACCUGAAUUAUACUUUUCAUUAAAUAAAAAAUUUUGAAGAAAACGCAAUUAAAAAUCAAUGAGAACAUAGUGUGCUAUCUAAAUAGCCACUUUUACUAGAGGAAAGCUUUCGCCUGCGGCCGAAAAGAAGUUCCUUCAAAGGCAGGCAUCCUGUAGUAACUUAAUCGUUAUAGGGUUAUGUAGCAUGGUGAUUAUUACAACCUUGCUUUCUUUAUCUUUCCAAGUGUAAAACGCAUCUGAAAAUUUCGGUUAACAUUUAAUGAGUGAGCACAUCUACUGUGCAUACUUUCCAUGUAAGGAAAGCCACACUGUUAUGUAUGCUAGUGUGAAGUUGUCGUUUAGGGCUUAAAAGAAAAUUCAUAGCCAAAAGAUUUUUUAAGCUGAAAGAUACUCUUUCUUUAAGUACAAAAUUGAAUGAGGACGAUUUUCGACACCAUAUAAAUGUAAGGCAAAAUACCUUCGUCUAUGUUCUCUAUUAAAUAUCUUUGAAUUUAGAAGGGCUUCAAAAACCAAAUGGGGAAAAUUAAUACCAUGUAGUCAUUUUUAACGAAGUGUCCUUUAAGCAGGCGGCCGGGAAGAGGACCGCUCAAAAGCCUGAAAUAUCUUAGGAUCCUGCUGCACAAUAAGUAGUAUGAGAACCCCACUUAAGUAGUCUUUUCAUUGGAAACGCAUUUCAGGAAUUCAGUCAAAAUUUCAUGAAAUAGCACAUCUACUGUAAUUUCGCUCACUCUCAACUCACUUUGAUGCGUUUUAGGCCGGCGAGGGUCCUCACUAUGGCAUUCCUAUCGUCACUGUGUACGUGCAUUUCCUGUCAACGCGUGAGACCGUUGAGUUUCGAAGACCCCCAGAAAUACCCCAGUAAGUUAUAAACAAAAUAUGUCCUUUUAAACGUUAGAAAGUAUACAUGCCCAGAUUUUCGUCUUUUCCUCCGAAUGCAUUCGGCAGCAGCCUACGUCAGGGUUCACAAGUACAGUCUUUAAAGAAUGCACUGGAGUGCAAAUUAUCUAGCGCAAUAAAAUGUCAGUGCAUCGGGGAUAUUUCUGGAUAAAUACUUUGCUUGGUUAGAGUCUAUUUACCAGGCCUAGGCUUCUUUAAUGCGAUUUUCAAUUAGUACCGAGUAUAUCAAGUGGAAACUGGAAAUGUCAUUUCCAAGUGGCCGGAUCGGCAGCACAGACCCCGGAUUCCUGAACAAAUGCUACGACUGGGUUAACGACUCGUACUUUGGCGACUGCUAUUUUGAAUAUUCAGCAAUGUGUGAUUGGUGUUCUUUGAUAGUUCUUUAUGCCCGCCAUGAUUUGCUACCAACGGUAGCGAAAGAAACUGCAACUACAGUAGCAGUAUUAAACUACGUUCGCAUAGCUUCUGAAUGAGUUUUUUCUUCUAUCUGCAAACACCACAUAUCGCAAUAUUACUUUUUCUCAUGGAUUUUCGAUGCAUCUAUAUAACAAAAUAUAUUUUAUGGGAAACAUAUGCAAAAAUAUUCUAUUUGCACUCACUGGGUAGCACAUUAACCUUCAAGGCGCAGGACGGUGACUUGAGCGUGAAUUAGUUUAUAAUAAUAGUAGCCUCGAGCAACAUCCACCAUGCUCUCCUCCUCUCCCGCCGCGGCUGUUGUCAGGACAGAACCAAGAAGACCGGAGACGGGGCCAGGCUCAGGUGGCUGGGAGGGAGUAAACCCGCACGUACAGUAGGUGGGCUAACUCAUGAAAUGUUAACCAAAAUACCGAAAUGCGUUUUCGUUUCAAAAGGAUUAUUUAAGUAGGCUUGUAAAACAGAUCAUUGUGCAGUGUCAUUCUAUAAUAAUUCGGUUACCCCAGGAUGCCAGCUAUCGAAAUAACUUCUUUCCGGCUUCAUGCCGAAACUGCAUUCUGUACAAAAUGACUGCUUAUGUAGCAUGCACGUUUCUCAUUAAUUUCAAUGCCCUUAAAAAUUUAAUUAUAUUUCAUAGAAAACACGCAUAAAAAUAUUCAGUGGGAAAUUACGCAUCCUUUCACUUCCAUACCCGAAGGGAGAGUAUAAUUAGAUUUUAAAAACUUUUCUAACUCCACAAUAAUUUUAAACCUAAUCUGCCGUUACCCUUGCAUACAGGGUUUGCAAACUACAGGCCGCGUAUUUUCUGCGUACGCAAAACCAUACAUUUCUCUACGGUAUUAAGAGGAGACCAUAUGGGGUUCAUAAAAUGUGGCAGUGGAUUUAAGCCAUAUUGCUAACCUUACAAGGCACAUUCGUAAACGUACAAAGAUGACGUUUUAUGAAUGGCUAUUUCACACAAUUAAAAAAUCAUACAUUUAGAAACUUUUUAAAAACCCAUUUAUGCUUUUCCUUCGUGUAUAUUCGUGAAAGGAGGCGUGAUUUCCUACCGAAUAAGCAGAAGACUGAAUAUUUUUAUGCAUGUUUUCUAUGAAAUAUAAUUGAAUUUUUAAAGGCAUCGAGGUUAAGGAGAAAAGUGCAUGCUACAUAAGCAGUCAUACUUUACAGAGUGUAGUUUGUGCAUGAAGCCGGAAAGAAGUUAUUUCGAUAGCUGACAUCUUGUGAUAACCGAAGUAUUAUAGAAUGACGCUGCAAGAUGAUCUGUUUUACAGGCCUACUUAAAUAACCUUUUUGAAACGAAAACGCAUUUCGGAAUAUUGGUUGACAUUUCAUGGGUUAGCCUACCAAUUGUAGAUGUGUCAUCACAUACUCCGAUAACGCAUAACAUUCUCUUCAAAUAUCACCACUUGAAGAAAGGAUGUCUUUCGGUUUGAAACGAAAUUUCCAUCCGUACAACCAUGCAUCCCCACGUUCAUUAAUGCUGCUUCUAAAGAGUAGUUUAUGUCCAUCCCAAUAUUCCAUGAGCCCUAUAUGGCAUUGUUAAUAACGUCGACAAAUGUGUGGUUUUCCAUACACUGUGAUAUGGUGUAAAUAUCUUCGACUUAUUCGGCCAAACAAUUAAUAGUACAAGCCAACCUAGGUAAUAAUUUUUGACUGAAAAUAAGUUUCAGAGUCUAGCUUAUCAUUUCCUGAAGUACGCCAGCCAGUUGGCGUAUACGCUAUCAGCCAUGAAACAUCGACACAUGUUGUCGCUCAGGGAUUCAUGUGAAAGAUAGCACUGAGGUGCGGUUCCACUUUGAACUGGUACCAGACGCAGUCGCGGGUAAUUUCUUGGGCGGAUGCGUGUUGGCGUUCGUGUUCAGCAUAAGGCCCCUUAUUAAUAGAUUUUUAUUUCAGUAGCAUAAGUCCUCCCGCGUCAUUAAAACGGGCCAUACAACAGAUACCCUGGACAAACACCGGGGCUAGAUCGUGUUCCAGCAGACAUCCCCGGGAAUGCACACCCAUAUCAAAUGCUAAAAACGGGGAUGUGGAAGCAGGCCCCAACAAGAGGGAUAGGAGACGUCCCCCUAUUUUUCUUGUGAUAUAGAAUCCUGGUCUCCGCCGUGUCAGCCUCCGGCCGUUUUACACCGGGUCCAGGUUAGGUAGCAGAGAGUACGUUAGAUCCCACGCAAGCCCACUGCCACUAUAAGCCAAUUCUCGCGCAAGCCCGGUCCCUGCUCUCACGCUCCUGCAGAGCCCACGAUUGGUAUCGCCGAUCACGACGACCGAACUGUCAUGAGUCCUCCAACGGGAGAUUUUCGCAUGCAGCCGCCAAUCUGUCCAAAUUCUGUUGCACGCGCGUACUCGCUUGAGAUCACGAGCAUUUGACACGCUACCAGAAUGCAGGGCGUCUGAUCAGACUGAAUGAGCGGAGCGUUGAGGGCAGCUCUCGUUUCAACCGGUGACAGAUAUUCUCGAGAAGUUAACUUGAAUAGACGCCUUCAGGUUGAAUUUCAUUACUGCCUAUUGGUCUUUGAGAUUUCUAUUUGUCCUUACUCUUUCGGGAUUGCACUGCUUCGCAUCCUCCCUUAUUAUCAGCUUUUGUGUUUUCUCCCUCCAGGGAAUCCUACCUAUGCUACUUUCACUGGAUCAAUGCAGACAGCUUUGUGACGGGUUGGGUUAAUCGAGAGUGGUCUGAGUCUUGGAUUGUGGUGGGAGACUGCACAUCGAGGAGUAUGCGUUUGGUGAGCAAGUCAGCUGAUUUUUGUCAGUUGUCGGGUACUUUAUGAUAAUUCCUUCCAGUGCUGGUUACUGUGUCAACGUUUUUCUGUCAAUAUCUUCCUGGUUUUGACUGUUCUGCCGAACGUUUCAUUUGCAACGCCUCAGAAUGUCACUUGACUUUUGUAAUUUCAGGUCUACGCUGAAAAGGUUCAGUUCGGGUGGACCAACAUGGUAAGCCCAAUUCCGGAACCUGUAUUUACAGUGGCUGCCCCAUUUCAUGUAAUGUUUUUAAUAUUAGAAAGGGUUACUUAUGCAAGGUUAGUAUAAAGAUUAUGGGUGGCUUCUGAAUGAGCUUAUUUUCGGUCACUUGCAAAACUUACACUCCCCAAAAAUGGUCAUUUAAGUUGUCGAUUUUUGACGUUCUUUAUGGAGAAAAUGAACAAACGUUUCUUUAAUGGACUUGUCUGGUAAUGAAUAACCUUUCCUUUAAAUCUUAUACUUGGGUAAGGUGUAUCUUUGGAUUUCAAAGAAUCUUUUUAGUUCUCAAAUAAUUUUGGAACAGAACGAUCGUUGCGAUUUAGCCUGGGCUUUCCAAACCACACGCUGUGUACUUUCUUUUAUCUCCUUGAAAAGUGGCAGAAAGAGGUCAUGGGAGUUUCUAAUUGAUAAAAAUAAAAUAAUAUGUGAACAGAUUCAAUGUUCUUAAAAAGUCUCAAGCCUUGAAUUUCGAAGAUGUUGAUUUCUACCAACUGGGUAUAAUAUAGAGUAAUUGAAAAAUAUUUCUGCAUACUUUUUCUGUAAGAUAUAUUUGAACAUAUACGGACAUCGAAAAUCCGUGUGAAACACUCGUACCGAAUAAGAAGUCACUCUUUACUGUGCCUAGGCUUUGCAAGUGGCGGGAAAAAAUCUUGUUCAAAAGAUGACACUCUGGCAUGGCCGUAAUAUCUUGCGAUUAUGUCGCUCGACAACUAAUAUUACAACCCCGCCUAAGUGCUCCUUAUCGAAAUUCCGUUUCCGAAUUUCGGUCUGCUUUUCAUAAUAUGCGCCGGCCAUCGUACUGCUGAGUUGUUUCUUCGUUUCACUUUUAAGCGCGUUUCAAGUUUAUGCUUUUUUCACUCAGCCAAUUCAACCUUUGAACAUGCCCGUGAUUGAGGAUGGCGGACAGUCCCUUCUCAUUGUUGCUCCGAACUACUACAGCAAACCAGUCUACCGUGGUAUAGCUCGCUUGUUUUUGGUAAGAACUGUUAGCUGAAAAUAGCCGUCCUGUGUUUUUCAUAUCUCCGCCUUCCGUUUGCUUGCAUCCCCCUAGUCUAAUUACCAACAUCCGCGAGCAAUGUUCACUUUUUACUGGAAGUACAUACUCGUCUUAUUGCAUCUCGGGGUUCAGAUAGGUGUCCUCGCAGGCAUUCGCAGGAGAUCGGGAUGGCCAUUCCUGUCUCCUUUGACAUUGUAAGUACUCUAGCGACUAACUGGCAUUAACGCAUCGUCCCAUUCAAUAAGCCCUUGUAUGGGCUGCGAAAAUAGUCGGAAGAGCGGUAUCCUUCCCAGCUAACUGGUUACGUCUAUGCAGUUUUAGUUCUUGGCACUUUAAUUACUGACAGAGGGCACUUUCUGGAUGUACUGCGGUGAUCCUGCUCUGUAUUAAAUGUGUAAAGCUGCUUCUGGUGCAUUCAAGUUGGGGCAAAGUUAUUGAAUCAAUUGUGUUGAGGUGCGCUCACUUUCUUUCAUUACGAUUGCUUUCCAAAACCUUCUUUGAAACUUGCAUUCAGUUUGCUAGAUGCUAUUCUGUUAUCAUGGGCUUUCCCGACUUUCAGAACGAAUCCAGGGUCACCCUUCCUCAGUAUCCACAAUGGGUACACAUUCCAGACUACGAUGUGAAAGACAUACUCUAUUCUUACGGUGAUGGGGAGGUCUUGUAUCUAUCUAGUGGACCAGAUCCUAAGGAGAUGCAUCUUUUCAUGUGAGUACCCUCCCCUGGAAGUUUGCCUCCUUGUGGACCAAUCGUUACAUACCUGUCUACUUGGACAUUUAAGUAGGCGUUUAUUUUAAUCUCUGAUUUUGUCGGCUUUUUCUCCCAAAGGUCAGUAAACAGCACAUCAGCCAUCUGCCUCACAUGUGAUGAUCCUAAAUGCAGCUUUAGUAGCGCCAGGGUCUCUGAAGACGGCCAGUUAGUUCUGCAUGAGUGUCAGGGUCUUGACGUCCCAACCACUGAGCUCAAACGUAUUCGACGCUCAAAAUCCCCCACUGAAGGUACGUUUUUCGGUCCUCUCGAUCUGAAUGCUCAGCAUCACUUUAGCCAGCAGUUUUUCUAAACUUAGCCGUCAAUGUCUCGUUUGGAUGGUCAGAUCUUUUGACGAAGGUUAAGCAAGCGCAAAUGUUUACCAGAUGUCCUGUAAAUGAAUGGAACUUCUCAAUUUUUUUCCGUACUCUCAUCAAGCUUUGCCUGUAUAGUUGGUUGUCUCUACUCAACGCUCUAGUUCUCUGGUAAUUCUAAAAAACAUAUGUGCGUCAGUGUGACGGAGUUGCACAUUUGUAGGAAAGACAACAGAUAUCUGAGGAAUCGAGUCGACUAUGCAUUGUACAUAGAUCUUCCCUGUACGUUGCAAGUUCAUGUCUACUGCAACUAAAACGUUGUCUUCUGGUCCAUUGGUUCUAUAUCGUCAGAGAAGGUGUGAGACUGGAUCCGGUUCAUAUAAUGGGGACCAAUUCGCCAUUUUUGGCCCGCGUAGAUGAGCUGCCUGGGUUUGUCAACCAGUGCGUCCCAAUUCACCUCCAGUCGUCUUGGCAGUGUCUUGUCAUCGGAAGGAGGUGUAUGAGAGGUGAGAUAGACGCUGCGCAGGUCGCAUUCAUGCCCAAUCAUAGGCCCACCCCAUGGGACACACAGUGGACGUCAUUGCUCGCAAUGGUUGGGGACUGUCUUCGGGGUGUUUAGUCAGAUGGUUAGGUAGGCACAGAAUCAAGUCCAGGCAUCGCCAGCUCGGAGAGUGGCUGGCUUCACUUAAACUAAUUCCCGUGCAGGCCGCUGUUCUGCGUCAACUCGUGUGGCACACGGUGGCCGUUGUCGUUUACGACUUGUGGUGGUUAUGCGGUGAGAAUGUGUGCAGUCUGAGCGCUACAAUAAUCAGGGCAAAACCUAGUGUUGGAAGGGAGAAGACGGAAGGCACCAGAAUGAAGAGUUUAUUGUACACAAAACCCAGAGUUGUCCUCUCAGGCGGCAGUGGCCACUGGCGAAGCCAGGACUGGUGUUGACUGUGUCAGUCAUGCCUCAGUGUCCUUGCGACAGUGGCGGCAGCCGUUUUUGUAGGCUCGUGGGCCAAGCUCAAGUGCUGUGCUGCAUUUGCCGAGGGGUGGUGUCCCAGUGGCUUAGGCUGUGGUUGCAGGGGGAGGUGCGUUCAAGUGGCCGUAUGAGCAGUUGCGGCAGUGCGGACGCUGGUAUACCCGAUUUGUCGGUCGUGUGACUUCCGGUCAGCGCGUCUGAAACGGUUCACUGCAAAGGGUGAAUGGCCUUGAGGCAGCGAGGUCUUGAACAGUGACGCCAGACCGGUCAUGAUGGCUGCCCACUACAGACUGUCUUAAUUUUGCGGCCUGGCCUACCUAUACGUUGACAUCCGGUGAUUCAACACAUGAAAAUAGUAUGUUCUGUGAUAGGGCAUGCUUUACUCGAUUACAGCCACCAUGGAACACUCCAUUGAAUGAGAUCAGUGUACUUUCGGAGUUUAAAUUCUAGCCAAGUUGACACUUCAGCAGAGCUGAGAUGAUAACUGCAGGCCUGUCCUCAUUUAAACUAUAUUAUGGCCGGUUAGCUUUGCUUGAAGAUGCUUCCGCAGGCUAUUUUAUUUGAAGUUGAUACCAGAAGUGCGAUCAUUGUCAACUGACUUUCCCCUAGGUCAAGCUGUAUACCUCGAAACCGUCGCUCUCAUUUCAAACAAUUCGAUCCUGAAGGAGGCAUAUGCCAAACGCGCGAUGCCCGUGACAAAGUUUGAACAGGUAACCAUCCGGCGCGGAACAAAGGAGGAACUCACUCUCGAGGUUAAAUUCAUGCAUCCGCCGGAACUGGUGGAGACGCAUAUCGUCACCUAUCCCCUCCUCCUCGUCACGUACGUUUAACAGUUUUCAUCGUCUGCAAAUGCUGACUGCCUGCCUGCAUGCAAUGGUUCAAUAGAAAUUACAUUUUCUUUUCAGGUACGGUGGUCCGGUGUCGCAGAUGGUAACCAAAAAGUUAACAAUCGAUUGGUACACCUACCUGUGUGCGACCUUGAAGUUUGUGAUCGUGUCAAUUGAUGGUCGUGGGACCGGCAGCCGAGGAAAGCGAUUUGAGGCAGAAAUCUUCAAGAACUUUGGUACGGUUGAGGUGCGAGACCAGCUCGAUGGCUUGAGGUGCGAUUUUGUUUCCGCUCUGUUUGACCGCACCAUGUUGCAAACGGCGCUUUAAAAGAGUGCAGUUUAGAUAAGUGAAAAGAAAGUAGUAAAGAGAAUGUCUGACCCGAGAUCCUAAGUCUUCUUAACACCUCAGCUUGUUACUUCUUAAACGUCUAAGUGAAUACAUCAGACAGUUAGUUUAGCAGGGACUUAUACCCGAUUAAUCCUUUUUUACUCUACUUUCAUAGGCAAAUCGUCAGCACCCACAAAUACAUAAACAAGACAAAACUCUGCAGUUUUGGAUGGGUUCGUCUUUGCACAACUUUAAUACCUGUCAUUUGAAUUGCUCUACUUUGUUUCUUUGUUGCCUUUCCUGUGUGUCCAACGAUGUUAGAUUACUGGACUAAGAGACUAUUUUCCGCAAAAUGCCGUCAGGUAGCCCUUUUUAACAGCUGAACUUUUUAAAAUAAUAAUGCCCACUGUCACUAGUUGGAUUGCGUAAAAGCAGUCGACUCCCUGGACAAACUAAAUUACACGAGUCGGCGCUUACCCUAGAGAAUACGGGAACAUCUCCCGGCAUUUCUGGGAAAAGGCGAAACGAUGUGGAUAAGCCGCGCCAUUCUCGCGCAUGUUGUCGAUUCAGGCCAUUGUGUGGAUCCCAAAGAAGCUUUUCGUGUGAUUUAUAAGGUCCCAUCGAGCUAACCUAAGGUCCUAGGCCGAUGCCUGUUAGCGACAGUAGAAGCGAUCGCCAUCAGGUUCCGAAAGCCAAUCUUAUGCGCACAGAAGAACCGCGUUCAGGCUCCGCGUCUAGAUUGGUCGAACGUCGACUAACGCUGCAACUCUCCGCGCCCUUCCGCUUUCACCCCGCCCCUGACACUGACUGCUAUUACCCCCCCCCCCCCCCCCCCUCCCCCACAUUCCCACACCCCGCCUGUCUUUUAAAGAGAGCUUUUAUCGAUUUCUCUUAUCACCGACAUGUUUUUCGUCUACUCCGUUCCCACAUAACUGUGCUGGCCCGACGAGAAUUUGUCGAAAACUACGUAUGCUCGCCACCUCGUAUUCUGAUUACUGCUAUGGGAAUUUUCGAAACUUUACAAUUCUGAAAAUUGUAUCCUUAAGUUCAUAUUCGAAGUUCGUUGUACGUUUUGUGUGUUGGUCCUCUGUUUGGGAGUGUCAUUGUCGGCAGAGGCGCGCCAUAUUACUGCAGAUGCUGUUGAGAUGGCUGAUGUCAUGGCGUAUCGAAGGAGAGUUAAUAGCUCAACUUAACUGUUCAAGGAUAAGCUGACGCAUGUGUCUUACAAAGUCAGGUUUUACGAAAUUGUCGGUUUGACGAAGACAAAAGAUCAAGGAAAGUCCACUUCAGUAUCGCAUCCUGCCGUCGGUAAGAUUUCGUGAUUAUUGAUUGGUCAAAUCUCUGCGAUCACCUGGACCUGCCUGUCAAAAACACCAUUAUAGUAGGCGGAACAUCCAGAUGAUCCGGCUGAGGAACUAGUUCAAGACUAACGUCUGCCGAUUUGAUGGAAUAGGGUGAAGGUAGAGUUCCUUUUCUCUUUCCAGAACGGUUAGUCUUGCCAUCAUGCGGACAAACGAUAUCUCAACCUACAGGAAUUAUCCAUGUAAACAAAGAAAGUCCAAAGCGUAAACGGUAUAAUGGUGAGAAGAUGAGGAUAUAGAAAUGGGGAACAAGAAGCGUCAGAGGUGCGGGUAAGUCUUGUGGGACAGACGAGAGGGGGAAAACGCUUGGAGAUGGUUUAGGUGGCACGAUAUCCACAGGUUCCUGGACGGUAUCCGGACUUAUCCCUCUGUCCUCAUCUGAAAACGCCAAAAGGGAAGACGCACACUCAAUCCACGAUACUAAACGUCCGCCUCUUUUUCCCGCUGCCCGUUUUUCUGUCCCUUCUAAACAAAGCCUGUCUUUUCGGGUCUUUCACUAUAAUGCAAUGUCUGCAAUCGCAGUUCGGGUACGCUGGUGUACGUUAUUCUGGCUCAUUUUUGAAUUCUCGUAAUUGUUCGAGCCCAUAAGAACCACAGUGUGAUUGCAAAGGUCCAGCCGAUUUUCACUGCAAAAGAGGAUGCGCUAUUUAAAUACUCAAGUUUACCUUCUCCGUGCCUUGGAAAUAACGAGCUAAAAACUCCAUAGAGGAGAUUGUUUUCUUUUAAUGAACGAUGCACUACAAUGUCAUUCUGGUUGCAUGUUCCUUGUUUACCUUCUGUAGUCCUACGGAGGGUUUACCGUUGCAAACCUGCUUGGACAUCCCGAAAAUUCUUUCCUCAACUGCGGGGUCGCGGUCGCUCCGGUGACCGACUUUAGAUUGUAUGGUAGGCAAAUCCCUUUUUUGCCCUCUCCUUCCAUUCAGCACCCUAUUUUUCCCCAAGUCCUUGCCUCUGUCUACUUCUCUAGCACAGUGAGUUACCGAUCUCAUGAAAUGUUGGCUGAAAUUAUGAAAUGCGUUUUUGCUUGAGAAGGAUUAUUCAGGCACGCUUACAUUACUUAUCUUGCAACAUAAUCCUAUAAUAUUUCGGACUCGGCAGGAUAUCAGCUUUUGGAUGCACUGUUUUUUCGUCUCCUUAAGAAACCGAAGUUGACAAGAAAAUGACUAUUUGAGUAGCAUGCAUUUUUCACAUUGAUUUUUGAUGGUCUUACAAAUUCAAAUAUAAGUCAUAGAAACCACGAAAAAAUAUGCUUUCUUUCAGUCUUUCAGAAAAUCACAUCAUCGUUGUAUUUUAUGCUCGAAGGAGGGGUAUAGUAAGGUUUUAAAAAGUUUCAAAUUAUUUAAUUUUUUAAGACCGUCCAAUGACCAUUCACACAGCAUUGUACUAGUUCAUUUACCACUGCUCCACAUGAAAUGUACAACAUGGUCCACAUCCAUUGCAAACUGUUAUGGACUCUAUAUGGUAUCUUUGUAAGGCAUAGAAGAAUAUUUGAUUUUCUUUACGCGAAAUGCAUGCACCUUGUAGACUGAAAGCACCUAGCUAUAAUGCGACGGCCGAUCAAGCUCUAAAUUAUUCGGGAAUUAGAAAACUUUAAACAUAAUUAUACUUCGUCUUCGAGUGUUAACUAUAAAUAUCACUUGAUUUUCCACCGAACGAAUGAAAGAAAACAUAUUUUGUUAGGGGUUUCUAUGAAAUAUAUUUAGAUUUGCAGGUGCAUCAAAAAUCAAUGUGAAAAAUGCACGCUAUACAAGUAGCCAUUUUCUUGCCGAUUUCGGUUUCUACAGGAGACAAAAACGCAGUGCAUUCAAAAACUGACAACCUGCAGAGUCCGAAAUCUUAUAGGAUUAAGUCGCAAGAUAAUUAGUAUUGCAACCGCGCCUAAAUAAUCUUUCUUAGUCGAAUACGCAUUUCAUAAUUUCAGCUAACAUUUCAUGGGAUCGGUUAUUCACUGUAUCUCGUCUUUGGGAAGCAGCUCUGUUGACGCGAAAUUCUGCGUACUCUGGAAACAGGGAUUUUGUGACCGGUCUGUGCCCACUGAGUUAGUAUUUCAAGAACUGCAGCAAAUGUCAGAACGGGUUUGAAUCUGAGAACCCGGGGUAAUUUAUUUGGACAUUUAGCCGUUUGUGUGGGCAUUCAUGUGUAGUCUAUCAGAUCCACAGUGUCUCUACCAUGAACUCAUGUCAAAGACCUAGGCGUCUGCAAUCAGAUCCGCUAAGAUAACUUUCCUUUCGCUCAACGUGCAUAUUGAUUUUUUCAGAUUCGGCAUACACAGAGAAAUUUCUCGGGCUAUUCACCGAAAAUAGCCACGAGUAUAUGGUAUGUUGCCCGUCUUGUGAACCUCUUUUUGUCGUCUUUAAAUCAAUCUUUGUAAACGUACUCACUGAAAAAAUUGCCGUUGUGUGUAAACCGUUUAAUAAAUUAAAUCUUAUUCUCUUUUUAUUUCCUUCCAGCGUACCCGGGUUUCACGGCUGGCCGCAAACUUCCGGUCUAAAGACUUCCUCAUCGUACAUGGCAUGGCCGAUGGUAGGCGUGCUGCAGUGGUUUAACUCUCUCAUCAAUAUUAACUGGAGCUGUGGGUGUAAUAGUUGGUCCGAUUUCCCACCACGACCAGCACCACUAUUAGCCUGACCACCACCAUCACCACCACCGCCGCCGCCGACGCCGCCAUCAUCAUCAUCGACUUAACACACUCCUCCCCAUAUAUUUUAGAACGUGUUGGCUUUAAAUAUCGUAAUGUUUUUCCCACUAGGAAUGCCUGUUCCGUCCUCGGUAACUGUCAAAUUGCGACUUUUCUCUGAUAACGUCCGGAUGGAUGCCACAUUACAGUACGAGAAUUCGGUUACAUUGCAAUUAACAAGAUUUCAGCGCGUGGAAAAGUUCCGCCCGCAAGAGAGUCUGAUCAAUCCGCUAAUGGUUGAACUGAUGAUUCAACUGCUUAUAGGUCUGAAUGAUGUGUUGGGUUAACUGCACACAGACCAGAGGCAAUCAUCAGGCAUCAGGUAAUGAAACUAAAAGACGCGCUGUCACGACAUGAAACUUCUGGAGUCGUUUAUCUGGUCUAGUGCAGUUGCGGUCAAAGCAACUACGUCGGAGAAACCGGAAGACAACUCCGAACGCGAAUGGCCGAACGCACUGCAGCGGUGCGGAGGAAUGACGCCAGCUCUCAAGUUGCGGCUCAUUCGCAAAAUCCGGCCACAUUCGAAUUCGACGAGGCCAACAUUCUCGCUAGAGGUGACAACCACAUAAGCCGGGAGCUGAUUGAGCCAUGGUUCACUGACCCCCAGUCCAUUGACAAGCGCAAUGAGCUUCCCAUUCCAUACUCAGUGUUGAGACUUCGCAUAGGCGGAGUAAUUAGUCACGCGGGAAACGAACGGGUGGACACUUUUCCCAACCCCAGGGUCGGUGGAUCAGAUGGCGAGCAAUCAUCACACCAACAUCCAACGCGCGUGAGGAAAUUGCAGCAAUUAAAGACGCGAAUGUCGGCCAUCAAACAGUCAUCCCACCAAGUGCCACGAUCCCUGAUGGAGGGGGGAGCCGUGAGUAUUCAUAGGGAUGCGGUAGCAUAGCGACUGCAUCCUACAAAUACUGCAGCCACUGGCGCAUGAACCACCCGUACCUGCUUUUGUCUCUGGUGACGGAUUCGAGCAAGAAUCCAAAACGUCAGGCAAGCAAAGCUCUUAUUCCAGAGAUCAUGCCUCCUGCAUAACUGCUUCGAUCUUCAACCUAUCGGGACCAGACGCUGAUGUGACAUGUUUGAGAAUUUGGACGGCAUUACAAAGGAUUUCUUAAGGCAAUGGCUUAUGAAAUUUGUACGCAGAACGUUUUCGGCUGUUAAAACUUUGUUUAAAAGAGGUUUCUUGGAUUAUUGAGCUGAUCUGUUAACGCAAGGGUGAGAACGAGAAUUCGCAGGCCGGGUAAUUUGUUGAUAAUUUUGAGUGCAGGUCAAGUGCGCGCUUGUCAAUACCGAAACCUUUUGAGUUUGUCAUGUACUAUCAUUUGAAAAGUUCUUAGCGUCAGUAAAGACUGCAAGUUAUAGAAUUGGUCUGUAAUCAACCUUUCAUAAUUGAGCUUAAUAGAUAUUUCUGUACAUUGACAACAAUUUGAGGCAUUCAGUUAAUCUGCAAGGUGUUUGAAGACACUGCCAUGAUAACUGGUGUUUUGUUUUUUUUUCAUGCCUUGUUUUACAGACAAUGUGAACUUCAUUCAUUCCGCUCUCCUGGUGAAGGAACUCGUACGACAGGGUGUCGACUUCCAGAUGAUGGUAUGGUUUUCCUUCCGAAAUGUUCAAAAGGGCUUGUAGGACUGCUCUGCCCUGUUUAUUCAGGAUCUUGUAACGGAAAUCUGUUAUGAUCACAUCUGUGGGACUUUAGGCAAAAGUCGUUAAAUGAGGGUGCACAGCUAAAUGAAUGUGGAUCAUGAUUAAGUGGGUCGGUGCACGAUUUGUAUGCCGUUGCACUUGAAGUUCCGUUCUCGAUUACCUAAGUCGGUUCAGACAAACACAGAAUCCUGAUUAUUCAUUUUCAGUCCUCUGCCACAACAUUUCGUAUAGUUGAGCAGUGGUCAGUCCUGAUUACACCGCAUCAACCUGCACUGCACCUAAACUCCCAACGCCAAAUGGUUGACGGGCUCGGACAGUCUACUGAUGCAUGGGAGAAUUCAUCCCCAUAGCACAUCAACGCAUUCUUCACAAUGCGCUUGAAUCUACCAAGACGCACGAAUAGUUUUAGCUUGCAGCGUUGUUAGCUGACGAGAUAACCCGCUGCAGAGGCUGCUUGUCAAUUUGGCCUUUAUGACACUCUCCCUUUUGUGAGAUCCCAUCGGACUUUGUAGUUUGUAAGUCAUCGAUGUUGCCCAUAAUUCGUGAGACACGCGACGGAUAUCGUCGCUAAUGGCGGUCGAAUUAUUGUCUGUGCAUAGUUGACAAAGGAGUAGAGAUGGCGCAUUCAUGGACCAUACUGUAUUUGAGCUGACGUUUCGGAAACUUCUUCGCUUCCAUCAUCAGGUUAGUGUGCGUGUUGCUCCUGUCAGUCUUAAGUUUUUUAGUCUUCUCGCUUGCCUUGUAUUAUAGCUAUGCUCGACGCACGAACCUUGACCUGCCUGUUUGCUGCUGACUGGCUUAGACCUCCCUGGGGCUGACCGCUGACAGGCUUGCGUGACCUUUGUUGUCUUUGGGGUCGGCGCAGUUGCGGUCAAAUCGGCGUGUCUGUUGGCCUCUCCCACGCCAACCUGCUGACUGAUCAGUCGUUGCUGUUCAUGUGAGUAGCGUUCAGCUUCGCGGGCGCAUCGGUCAGACAGAGUUCGGCCUGGUCACAUGACUUCUGCCCCCAAUUCCGCUCUUUUCCGUGAGCGUUGACUCUCGGUUCCGCAUGCUCGCUCGCGUCUACUGUAAAUCCCAUUCAAAGCGAGAACUACAGUUACUUCUUUUAAACUCAAAGUUUCUCUUACAGCAUUUGUUUUUCUUCAACAAGGUUUUCGCAACAGUCCCCUUCUCCUUGCUUAUUUAUGCAUUUUUUGCGUCUUUUUUACGCAGUUCUAUCCGGACGAUAAUCACUUCAUCAUUCAAAAACACUUUCGCCAACACCUGUGGCGAACAGUCGUCAACUUUAUUGUGGACAGUGUCAAUCGGACAUCUUUUCGGCACCAAAAGCUGCUAGGGUCUACCUAG